Messenger RNA from Podarcis lilfordi (Lilford's wall lizard), 44485 nucleotides. The record is from the annotation of a GenBank genome assembly. NCBI's taxonomy places the organism in Eukaryota, Metazoa, Chordata, Lepidosauria, Squamata, Lacertidae.
AAGGAAGAAGGCAGAGUUGCUUGCCAGUGAUCAGAGCAUCACCAACGUAAAUCGUUUCAGUUUCAUCUGACUCUCUUAGUGUGCCAAAGGGAUAUCUACAUGCAUGCUUGCUAACAACAACUUCCCGGGCUCUUGCGGUGAAUAAGAAAGACAGUUUUCUUAAACAUGGGAUGCAGCUUGUGCUCUCUGCAGAAGCAAGAGGAACAGUACAAAUUGCUGUAUGAAGUUUGCCAGGUAAAGCUGUUUGCUUUGAAUUCUAAGGACGUAUAUAUGUUACUUUAGCUGCAUGACAAUUGCUGCUAUUUUUAUUGUCAGAGCAAGAAGAAGGAAUAGGCAAGGAAUGUUAUUCCAUUGUAGCAAGUAAGCUAUUACCUUAUUUGACAUGGGCUUUGGGAUUUAUUUAUAUUUUAUGGUGAUGUGCCUUAUGACACAAGUGCAGAGGUUUAAAUAUUCGUUGAAAUGCACCAUAUAUGUAAUAAACAGGCAUCUAUAGCUACAAGGCAGUAGACCCUGAGACCCUGUCCCCAGCAUGAGUUAAGGAAAACAUCUCAGCCAGGGUCAGAUCUUGGUCAUGCUCUCUUUGAACAAGUUUGGAAAGACACAAGUGAUGAUUGAUGUGGCGGAGGGGUUGGUCUCUGUUUACCAAUAGUUCUAUGGUGCUUCUUUCUGGAGGACAAAUGCACUAACUUACUCACCACAGACAGUGAACCACUACCUCUACCAAUACUUUGGCUCAAGUUUAAUUCCUGUAGAUUCUGUGUUUCUGUCAGUUGUAAAAAUUUCUUUUGCUACCCAGGGGAGAUCCCGUCUAGAAUUCUUUCAUUAUCUAUAUACAAUAUUUUCUCUUUCCCUACUUCUCUGGCUACAAAGCACAGUGAGAAUAAACGAACACUUGAAAAAUCAUUCUGCUCUAUAUAGUCCAUGCCAUUUUUUAAAUAUUUGUUUGAGCUCCAGCUAUUUGCCUCUUCAGUUGAUUCUGAAAGGUCAUCUCAUCCCAAAGUACAGGUUUGUAAAGAAAUACUAUAAUAGUAGCUCCAGUAAAGUUAGACAUAGCAUCAAAAGGAAAUGCAGAAUUUGACAAGACAAAACUUGUUUUACCUUCUCUUUACCAAUAACUAAAUAAAUCUGAAAAAGUGGCCAUCUUUAUGCACUAUAUGUUAUUUGACUCUAGAAGGGAGAUCUAAACAAUAAUUUUAAAAUAUAACUGUGAAUAUACAAAUUGCAUGUGGGGUGAUUCCGUCUUUACAAAGUACUUUAAGGAAAUGAAAAACAGAGCACCUAGCAACAAUUAUUGCUAAAUGCAAAAAGUGUUUUGUUUUUACAUUUGCCAGCAGAGGGUGUUGCAAAUCACAGAGAAAGGUGAGAUAGUCUUUGUUGUGGAACUACUCAUGUCACUCACAACACAGUUAGUAAAAUGGGCCUUGUGUUGUGUACUAGCAGGAACACAGUUGAAUUUUAAGCACCAUUUCCCAUAUAUAUGUCUCUGACACUUCCCAGAGAACACAAUGGCUAAGUAGAAAACUUUGUAACUACAAAUAGAAAGGCAUGCUCACUGUUGUGGUUGUUUUAUAUCAGCUCCCUUGAUAAACAGUUUUCCUGUGUAUUAGGAGAGCAAAUGUUUUAGAAAGCAAGGUAGCAAGACUUCUUGGGUAUCAUCACCACAAACUUAUAUUAACAUUGUUCUUGCAAAUUUUAUCCUAAGGAUUAGAUACUCUGUCAUAAGAGUUAACCCGUAACACUUCCUUGUUUUUUAUUAUAUAAAGAUCUUGAAUACUAUUAGGCUUUAGUCCUAUGACCGCUUAAGGAAGGAUUUGUGAUUAUAGUUAAUUCGCAUUGCAGAUAGGAACUUUGCAAAAUGUUUGUAAAGUAUUGGUGGGGAGAGGGUCUUCAUAAAAAUUUUGAUAGCAGUAAUGGACCUCAGUGCUGGAAAUAAUUAGACACAGGUUUACUGAGGGCCAAUUGGAUUAUUAGAAGAGUUGUAAGGGGGGGAGCUAAUGUACAUUAAAUCUCAAUUACUUGCAGUUUCAGUGUACUAAGUGUCAACACAGCAAUCUCGAUUUCAGAGAAAGAAAUCCUGCUUUUAUUUUGAUUAGGAGAUACUAUGCAAAUCAUUAAUUUCAAAGUGAAAAAUCAUAUCUAAGAAAUGGGCAGUUAUUUUUUGCAUAAGGUGUGUGCAUCCAUAUCUUGACACACACAUUUUCCCGUUCACUGAAUUUUACCCCUUAUUUUAGGUCAUGAGCAGCCUGAUCCAUGACCUAGUUAAAUGGAAGUACUUGAACUUCAGCCAGUUUACAGCUUGAACCCCAAGCCAGCUAAGUUGGAAUAGUAGGAUUUAGCCAAUGGUCAGCUCGGUCCUAUUGAUCAGCUUUACCGGCACAAACAGCAGUUUUGAGCAGCGAGAGCUGAAGCGAUGUACUGCACUACCGCAUUUGCCCAGCCUCCCUUUGCUAUUAGAGUUCAGCAGCAGAGGGCUGCUCUACUGCUCCUGAUUCCAAGGCUGUUUCUCAGUCUUUGGCAUGGUAACAGAGGGCUCACCCCAUGGCCCAGCCAAUCCAUGCAUGAAACAGCUGUGCUGGAAAAGGAAGAAUGCUGAUACAGCAACAUUAAUGGCCAUGGCUUUGGCAGUGCUUGGGAUCACACUGGCACUGCACUUUCUCACAUGCACAGUUGAUCUUUAUGGUUUGCUUCUGCUCUACUAACACAGCAGGCUUGGGCUUUGUUGUUGUUGUUAAGCUGAAUAUUACCAGUGGUUUAGAGACUGGUGCAUGUUGGAAGGGCUGUUGUGCCAACUUCACUUAUUUUUGCAUGUGCUGGGGGUGACCACAUAUUAAAUGGGAAUCCUACGUAUAAUAGAUAUCACUGGGUAUUGGUUACCAGAUGUUCAGGAGGUAUUAUUACUGGGCCAUAUUCCAGACAGUGCAGAAUAUGAAGUUCAUAGAUGUUGAUUCAACAUAUGCUUGAAGUAGCAUAGCGUAAUGUUGCUCAAUUACAGAAGCACCUUAAUGUGCCACAGUGAAGAGCUGGUUCAGUAAGUUGUGGGAUAUAAUGAUGAUUGGGGGGGAUGGCAAGUUGUGUAAAACUGAGAGAUGACAAUAAUCAGAUAAUUGUAUUUCCAACUAUCAUAUAUCAUACUGUAUUUUCUUCUUAGUGUAUUUGUAUUAAAGAACCUGAAAAUACAAAACAAAUGUAAAAGGCUUGCAUAGCACAUUGUUAAAUUCUCACAAUGUGAAUAAAUGAGACAUGCUUUCACACACACCUGCAGCAGGAUGAGAGCUGAUUCCACUUGAUGCAGUCCUGUGUAGCUACUGGAUGCAAGUGCAUAUGAGACCCAAGGCCAUGUGUCUGUCAGUCAUCAAGUGCUUGACCCCAUCCACAUAGUUUCAAUAUUCAGAUCAAUACAGUGGUACCUCUGGUUAUGAACUUAAUUUGUUCCUGAGGUCCGUUCUUAACCUGAAACCAUUCUUAACUGAGGAACCACUUUAGCUAAUGGGGCCUCCCACUGCCACUGCAUGAUUUCUGUUCUCAUUCUGAGGUAAAGUUCUUAACCUGAGGUACUAAUUCCAGGUUAGUGGAGUCUGUAACCCAAAGUGUUUGUAACCUGAGGUGUUUGUAACCCGAAGUACCACUGUAUUCAGAUGUAUACCAUGAUCACAUAGGAUCACAGCACAAAAAGAGACACCUGGAAGUCAAAAGUGAUCAUGCCUGCCAAAUCUCUGCUGGGAAAGUGUUGGACAAUUGACACCACAUGGCUGACUUACAGUUGAGCCCAGUCAGGCCUCUGUAGCACAGGGGACAACUAACAGCACCCUUCCAGAUUAUCUCAGUGAACAAGCUAGCAUGUAAGCACUCAGAAGGUCCUUUGGCCUAAUCCAGCAGAUUUCUCUUAUGUUCUUCCCCAGACAGACUCUUUACAGAAUUUUGCAAAAGUUUAGCAGUUUUGCAUCAUUGUUGGCAAGCCGGAGACUUAAUACUAGCUGCUGAGGAUGAGUCUCAAGCUUACAAAAUAGUUAUAUUUUAAGGUUUUGAUUAGGUUUGCAAAUUAGUGCUUAACAGCACCAAAAGUUAUUCCAGAUUCUACAAAGGCCUGCUCAGCAAUAAUCUUUAAAUGUCAUUCUGUUUGUUUGUUUGUUUGUUUGUUUGUUUGUUUGUUUGUUUGUUUGUUAAUAUCGUUGUCAUUCCUCCCAGGAGGGAAGGGCAGCUGUGAGCUACCUGGCUGAGACCUUUCUGGCUGAAUAGGGUUUUUCAGGUAGCUAAACAAGAUGUGCAUAAGUUCCAUGAUCAUGAAUUAAGUUCCUUCUGUCUCCAUAUAAUAACUCUCAUUUCUCAUUCUCAGUUUUUGAAUUGUAAAAAUCAUAUAUGGUGCUACGUCAGGACUGUCAUUCAUUCUGUCAUUCAAGCCAUUUUCAAAACUGUAGCCCUCUCAAUACAGCUCAUGUCAAUGCCAUUAAAAACAAACAUAAAACAUAUUCAAAGCAGUUUUAAAUAUGCCCAAUAGAAUAAAAUUCAGUAAAUUUUGACAAGGACUCGACAGCAGCAUGUACUACAAAAACUUACAUUGAAAAUUAAGGGGAAACUAGGCAAGUUUUUGAAACUUUCUUAAAAACCAGAACUGAAGGAGCCAAUCAUACAAUUAUUAGAGAUGCACACUCUGCACUGAGAAUAUAGCAGAAGGAAAGGAAAGACAAAUUGUGCAUUUUUAGAGCAAUACUAUCUCUCUGUAUGUUUGUCUAUCCACGUCCGUAUUGUAAUUGGAUGAAUCAUGAGCUGUUCCUAUGCGCUUUUGACUUACAGUGAAAAAACUCCAGUAGAAGAAAUGGGGGAAAUGGUACUUGAAUGAAAACACAUGCUCUGGUUGCCAAAGGCAAAGGGAGCUCACCCCGUCAUGAGCAACGGGAGCUCACCCCGUCAUGGGGAUUCGAACAGCUUACCUUCUGAUCAGCAAGCCCUAGAGGCUCAGUGGUUUAGACCACAGUGCCACCCGCGUCCCUUGCACUAAUGCACUAGCCAUGCAUUUAUUUUAUUUUAUUUUAUUUUUUAGGCCGUAGAACAGCAUCCAUUUGAGAGUAACCCCAUCAAACCCAGUGGGGCUUACUUCUGAGUAGAGCUGCAUAGGAUUGGAGAUUCUUAUUUGAAGUGGCGAUGGAGAAAACUGAGGAAGGGAGGUCUGUAUUCUGGACCAGUUAAUCCAGAACACUUUUGUCUCUGGCUCCACCAUCACUGGUUCCACCAGCAUACAGUAAUACUUUCCAAGGGAAUGCAGCCCUUGACAGAGUAAAAAAAGAUGGUUCUCCCUUACCUUAUAGGAAUACUUCAGCUGGGAAGUCUGAAGGGAGGGAGGUUCUGAUUUUAAAGUGACAUAGCGUAGACCCUUCAUUGCAUACAUAGAUUUGCGUAAUCUGAAGACUUUUGUCAUGGGCUGGGUUUUCUGCUGCUUAAUUAGUUCAGCAUUCUCGUUGAUAGACUGGAGACCUGUAAUCUGCUGGAAAAUGGCCUUUAAUGACUGUGGCGCCUGUCCAUGGCUCAGAAUCCCCCUUUCUUAAUUAGACCAUUUACUAGAAACUGGCAAUUGAAAUUUUCCUCUUAAUUUGAUGAUGAAUAAUGCAACACCUCCAUUGGAUUCUCUAUAGAAAAUACAGUUUCUUCAUGGUAGAAGGGUUUUUUUGUUUAAAAAAAACAAGUCAUGGUUUGAAAGUUUUGUUUCUUUUUUUAAAAAAAAAACCCCUACUUGUUAUGAGUGAUGCACUAAAAUAGCUUCAAGUACCUUUUUGCAUUACAGCCUUCAAAAUAUUAAUAUAGUAAUUCACCCAAACAUGUAAAAUUUGGAGUAGGGGGUGCCUUUACUGUGCUGGGAGUAUUUUUCUCUCCUUAAAAUGAUAAAUGAUUGGGUGAACAAGUUUGUAAUGGUUUACAUAUAUACAUCUGUUCAACGCUAUGAAGCAGGUGGCAAGAAUUCGCAGGGGAGGAAGCACUAGGGACAUUUGCUCUGAGCUUUACUGUCACAUGUCAAAUACUGGAAGGGAAAACAGGCAUAUGGAGCAGAGGGAAAAGUGCAGGUUUAAUAAAUGGGCUGUGUUAUGUUCAUUAAUAAUGAAAGGGAAGGUCAUGACUCAUUUUCAGGAGCACCAAAAGAGCACUAAAAUUGUGUAUAUUGGAAUUGAGACAACUGAAUAGUGGUGCAAUAAGUGUUAAUAAAGCAUCCAUUCACAUUUUUCUGACUUGGUUAUGUGGUCUGAAUCUAAUUGCCGGGGCAGGUGGGAAGACUCAUUGCUAAAAGGCAAAUAUGAGUAUGAGCAGCCACCAGAACUGCAAAAGAACUUUUUAAAAAAACAACAACUAUUUUACCUAAUACAGAAAAACAACUAGGGUUUAGCAAAGAGGCCGGCCGAAUUUGGGGGGCUGAGUUAUCUGAUAAUGCAUAACUGUGAGAGAAACUUGGUUCUUGGCCAUUGAAAAAGUCAAUGAGCCUAGUCUGUAACACACUGUAUAAUGGUACAGUUGAUUCCACGCCCUCUGCCCCAGACAUGCCCCAUUUAACUCCAGAGUAUCGGUUCAGCAAUACUUUGGCUUAGCCCAGCUUUUAACAAAACUGUGCGCAUAUCCACCUGUUCACCAACCCAGUAAUUCAAAAGCCAGGUUCUAAACAGGAGAUGAGAAAGUAUGAGUACAAGGAACAUGCACUAUGCUGAAUAGAAAGUGGAUGGAAACUGUUUCCUUCCUUGCCCUGAUGUAACCAGACCUGUUGCUCCAAAUACCUGCAUAAUUGCAUAUUGUUCUCCCAUUUAGCCCAGCCUCCACUUCCAUCCAGUUUUAUUCUGUUUCUUCCAUGCCAAACUUUAGAUUGUAAAGCCCUUGGAGCAGGGACCUGUCCUCUUCUACUCUGCAAAGUGUGGAUGGCACUAUGUAGAUGAUGAUGAUGAAACAGCUGGCGGCGAUGAUACGUGCCAGCUGUUAAUGUGUGUGGUGGUUGUUUUUAAUAAGUUAAGUCUGAAGCGUGAGAACAAGCCUCUUGAAUGGAUCCUUGGACUGCUGCAAGAAUUCUGCUCCCCCCUCUCCAGGUCCAGUCCAAAAGGCACAAUAUAAAAAGCAGAGUCAUGGCAUAUGUUUAGGUGCACCGUGAGCCUGGUUUUCUGAUGGAUGCAGUAACAGCACAAGCAAGUCAAACAAUAGUUCAAGCCACCAGUCUUCUUGCAUCAGCCUCCAAGAAACACAGGAGCAUGACUCCUAGCAGGUCAGACUAUUUGUCCAUGUAUUUGGCAGCAGCUCUCCAAAAUCACAAGCAGAAAUGUUUGUCUUUCCCAUCGCCUGCACAUGACCCUCUUAGUGGGAGAUGUUGUGGAUUGAAUCUAAGACCUUCUGUUUGCGAAGUCUGUGCUCUUCUCCUUAGACGUGAUUCCUCCCCAAAGCCUAUGAUCUCCUGUUGUAGCUAGAUAUACUGCAUUUAACAAAGCUCCUCUCAGCUAAGUGCUUGAGACAUCAUAAGCUUUGCAGCCUCAUCAGGAACCUGGCGGUGGAGUGCUGCCUUGACGUUCUGAAACUGGAGGGGGCAACCAACGAAAGUGACUCUUCCCUGAAGCCUCAAAACAGCACUUGGCUUUCUGAUAAUGAACAUCUGACCGUUUGCUUGUGGGACCAGGGAGAAUCUGCUGUCAUUUUAUGGGUCUUCACUCUUAGUGUUUUAUCAUAGAUGGUAGACUUCUUUAGAUGUUCUGCCUUACCAGCACUAUUGCAGUAGCUUCUGUCAGUGUUCCCAUGCUUUUGAUGUUCCAUCUAAAAAUUCCACUACUGUGACACCUAUGAAUGAAUGUUUUCAUCAGCAACCAUGGAAGCAACACACCUCCCAAAGGUUGAGACCUGCUGCCUGCAUUGUCAGAGGCAGAAUUCUCCAACUGCUGCAGUUAUCCUGAUAAAGAGGGCACAAUUACCAUUCCUAUCCCAUCACCCAGUCUAGAUCUCUUAAGCCAGGGGUGUCAAACUCAAAUUCAUCGGGGGCCGCAUCAGCAGUUUGGUCACCCUUAAAGGGCCGGUUGUAUCUGUAGGACUAUGUGUCCACUCUUUAUUAUCAUAAAUUAUUGUCACUGCAUUCAAUUAUUACUGUUUUUUGUAAUAAUGUUCACAAUAAGUGAACUAGGCAAGAAUUUGCUUCCUCUUCUUGCCCUCCCCCCACCCCCAAACCAGUCGCCUCAAGAUCUCUCCUCCUCACUCUGCCUAACAGUAGGGCCGGCCUCAAACGCAUCCUCGCCAGGCCCCUUUUCACUCUUGUUUUUAUUGCCGGGCUUCCGAGGGAAGCAGCAGACACACAGCCUGCCCUUCUCCCUGCCUGCUGCGGAACAGCUCAGCCUCUCGGACCAAAGCAGGAACACGGAAGCCGCCUAAGCCGCGAGCAGCAUCUGCUGCAACCCCUGGCAGGCACUCUGAAGCCAAUGCGCCGGCUGCUGCUGCUGCCCGCCGUUUCCUUGGAGGGAGAUGGAACGCGCCCAGUGACCCCUCUCCUCCUCCUCGCUGCCUGCCAGCUGGGCUGGCGGCUGGGAGGGAGCGGGGGGCGGGUGUGGGGAGGGGAGGGGGCAGGGCUGCCUGCUGCAGUCACUCUGCUGCCACAUGCCCCAGUCCCGGGAGGGAGAGGGGAAAAGAAGGCGCUGCUCCGGUGGAGGGAUACAGCGCGCCGUAUAAAAAGCGCGCUGUGCAGCCUCACACCUACAGCAUUUUUGGCGAAGCCUAACCGGAGCCCGGCUUCUUCUCACCCUGCCACUCCCAUGCAUUUGCUAGCUUCAGCGGCUGCGCCGGGGACUCGGUCAGGCCCGCGUCCCGGAGCUCGGCUGGCGAGCUUGUGUGGCUGAUCUUCGCGUUGGAGGGGGGCGGGCGGGCUGCGGCGCAGCUGGAUCACCAACCCUCUUUGGGCACAGCUGGCCUGGAUCAGUGGUCUCUCUCGCCUGCUUUCCCCCACCCCAUUCACUGCGGGGUCUGCUCGGAUGUCCUAAGAGGGGGGUGGGGGUGGCGAGGGAGCCCUGACUUGCGCUUUCGCUCCCGACCCUUGAUCCUCCUUGCCCAACCCAAAUCUUCACCCUCCAACUCAGCCACCCACGCACCCUCUUCCCAGCUCUGGGGCUCGUUGCAGUUCUCGCUUCCUCUCCUCAGCAAAAGGAAGGGAGGGGAAUAAAAACCCGGGGCUGCGGCCGGUUCCUGUCUUUCAGAGAAGCCGCUUGCCCGGAACUAGAAUAUAAGUAGAUAUUCAAAUGUACACGGGCCACAUGACGAGGUCUGGCGGGCCGGAUUCGGCCCGCGGGCCUUGUGUUUGACACCCGUGUCUUAAGCCUAUUGGAUUCUUCUCAUUCAUCAUGGCUACCCUGAAACAAGGCUCUCAGUGUGUCACCUCACAAUUUCCAUUAUUGUCCCCUGGGCUCUGCUUGACUGUUCCCUUGGGUGCUUCUAAUGAAAAGGCUACAUGGAAAUCAGAUUUUAACUCAGUAUCAGUAACUUUUGGUUCAAAGCAAAUAGAUUAAAAUCUAUCUUUUCGGUUUAGGCCAGCCCCACUAUAUAUAUGAGAAUUGUUUCCUUCUAUAUGCCAGAGACACACCAAAAUAAAUCAGUCAUGCAAGGUUCAUUCUAAUUAACCUGUCUCAGUGUCGUUUUCUUUAGGGCUGAGGUUUCCCACUCAGAAUUUUUUCCUUGGAGAGCUAAAUAUUUCAGAGAGGACAAGUGGAUUUUGUUUUAUUCAAACAAGAAUUUUCUUUUUAGUCUUUUUCUUUAUACCAUCAAUAGCUUACGAGAGAAAAGGGAAGUGCACACACUUCAAAACAGUCUGUUGCUAAAUAAUACAGUUCUGCAUCUAUAAAAAAAAGAAACUGUCCUUUCUAGUGAAAUAAAAGAAGGAUUAGAUGAAGCUGUAAAAAGAAUUAACCUGUACUUUGAACCUCUUUUCUCUAGACUCUGACGGAGAAGAGGAGAUUUAGAAAAUAGGGUUUUUUUGCUGUUGCAUUUGCCAUAAAAUUAUACUGCUCCCCCUCCCUAAAAUGCAGACUUCUUAAAAGCUGGCUAAAUAAGUGUAUCAGACCAUAAAGUGUGCUCUAAAUGAGACACAGACAUCUGUAGUCUGUCAGAAUGGCAAAUUUUGUAGUACAAAUCCCAAGGAUUGGCAUGCUUUUCUGUAAAGGAAAACUUCUUUUUCUUUAUUAAGCACAAAUGUUUUCUUAGACGCAUUUGUCAGUGGCAUAAUGGACAAUGCAGACAUAAUAGAUGAUGCAAAAAAAUAAAAAUGUUUGCUGUUCAUUAAGUCAGUAGAAAGCCUGCCUUGUCUGACAGGCAGUUCAGUACAGUAUAUGAUUUUAUUUCAAAACAUGAAGAUUACUGUAAGUGGUCUUUCUUUGAGUAUCUCUUUCUUUCUAAUCAAGUCUGAGAAGGUGGCAUCUCAAGACAUGUCCUGAAAAGCAGAUUCACAAGUGCAUGGGUGGCUUCCAUUUUCACUUCCUGUUGCCAUGUCCAAAAUAGGAACCCCUCCCCCAUGAGAGUUCAAAUAUUUGUUCUCCUUACAUUAAAAUACAGCAGCAUGCAGUAGAAAACACACGUCUACUUUGUGUUGCAUGCUUUUAUCACAAAACCUGAUCCACACGUAGAUCUCUCUUCAGGUGUUAGGGCAAUCUGGAAAUCUAGCAUGUGAGGGGUGUUUCUCCUCCACAAAUUGGAAGGUGACAAUCUAAAGCAGACAGCCUCCUUGUACUCAUUGAGACACCCUGAGUUGUGGAAUUUGCUCAGUUUGUUGUGUUAACCUCUCUGUUUCUGAGGUCCAGACACCUUUAAGAACCCGAAUAUGCUUUUUAGCUCCCAUGCAAAAGGCCUCCUGUGGUGGGUUUUCAGCAUCUCAGGUAUAACUUUUGGUUCUGCUUACUUGGUGGGUGUUUCAUAUUGUGUGUGGAGUUUUCUGUGCCAACACCUUCUGCCUUUAGGACUUUCAGGUCUUGGACUGAAAACUCUCCACAUUGUUAAGAAGGAUCCAUUUGGCAGAACCCUUUGGACAUAAGUGGAAUGUGGAGUAGUCACCAAUUGGCAGCAAGCAGCCUCUUUACCAGCCCUAGGAACAAGGCUCAGGGGAGCUUACAAACACAGCUCCUCCCACUGCCUUACAUAGACUUAACCUGCUGACCAUUUCUCUUGUUGUGAACCUUUAUUUCCUUUUGCCCUUAAAAAACAAGAGAGCUCCCCCACCCCCUUUUCACCAAAUCCACAUGAUUGAUGUGACUGUUUCAGAUGUCCUUAGCAUUCUCUUGCUUGGAAGAUUUUCCAUUUGGAUUUGUGCCUGGGCCUCCCACUUUUCACGUUAUGGUGCCAUCUAUUCUUGAUUAGGAACAUACAUCAUGUGUUGCCUUAAUGCUCUGUUGUAUCAUUCCUUUUCUCUCCCAUGACUUCCGAGUGUCCAUGUCCAUUGUGUACAGAUGGAUCACACUGUCCCUUUUACAUCCUUUGCUACUCUGUUUGCAUGAUAAGCUGACCAACUCAUCUCAGAGCCAGAUCCACCAAAAUUCAUUCUCUGCAGUACCCUUUUCAGAUUGACCGUAGCAUGUCAAAAUUCAUCAUUGCUCAAACUCAGAAAUUACUGUUAUUUAUAGCACCUUAUACAUUGCUACUUAUUUUGCUAUAUAUAUUUUAAUCAUGCUAAUACAGCGAUACCUCAGGUUAAGUACUUAAUUCGUUCCGGAGGUCUGUCCUUAACCUGAAACUGUUCUUAACCUGAAGCACUAUUUCUGGGUUAGCGGAGUCUGUAACCUGAAGCAUAUGUAACCUGAAGCGUAUGUAACCCGAGGUACCACUGUACAACAUCACCUAUGCAACACCUGCAUAUUGUUUGUGAAAUUCUUUAAAGAAGGUGAGAAUUCUUUAAAGUAACAUAUUCUGACAUCAGUAUCAUACCCCUUAAAAAAAAUCAGAUGGGCCACAAAUAAAGGUGAAGGCUGCUAUGAUAUAAAAGAGGAGCCAUAGCUAGCGUGUAGAGCCAGAAUGGUGUGAUUGUUAGUGUGUUGGACUGUGAGCAGGGUUCGAAUCCACACUUAGCCAUGAAGCUCACAGGGUGACCUUGGGCUAGUCACCAUCUCUUAGCCUAACCUAACUCAGGGUUGUUGUGAGGAUGAAAUGGGGGCGGGGGGGAGAGAACCAUGUAUAUGACCCUGAGCUCCUUGAAAGAUAAAAGUGGUAUAUAAAUGUAAUAAAUGAAUACAUAUAAAGGAAACCGUUAAGUAGCUGCACUCUAAGCCUGGUUUCGCAAUGGAAUUAAUAUGUGCGCAUACCAGCAAAUUGAGUGUUCAGACUUGUUGUUACUUGGUCUCUUUAUAGCAAGUCAGACUAUUUAUCCUUCUAGGUCUGUAUUACCUAAUCUGACUGGCAGUGACUCUCCAGAAUUUCAGCCUUUGCUUUUCCCAUCACCAGCUACAAUAUAAUUUUAAGUGGCGUCUGAACCUGGAAGCUUCUAAGCCAUGGUUAGGGAAACUAAGGCCUGGGGACCAGAUCCAGCCCAGUCACCUUCUAAAUUCGGCCCACGGACGGUCCGGGAAUCAGCAUGUUUUACAUGAGUAGAAUGUGUCCUUUUAUUUAAAAUGUACCUCUGGGUUAUCUGUGGGGGCUGCCUGGUGUUUUUACAUGAGUAGAAUGUGUGCUUUUAUUUUAAAUGCAUCUCUGGGUUAUUUGUGGGUCAUAGGAAUUUGUUCUUUUUCCCCCUCCAAAAUAUAGUCUGGCCCCCCAUAAGGUCUGAGGGACAGUGGACCAGCCCCCAGCUGAAAAAGUUUGCUGACCCAUGUUCUAAGCAUUCAAAACAUGUGAGCUACCACUUAGUUACAGCAUACAUAUUAGAGGUACAUUUUCAGUUUUAUCUUCUUUGUAAACUGCUUUGAGCUUUUUUCUACACUCAAGCGGUAUAUAAAUUUUAUUUUUAAAAAAAUUGGGGGUCAAUUGUGACUCGUACAAGGAAGCAGGUUGUGUCCCCAGGUUUAGCUCUGUGUGAUUCCUCACUGACAAAAGUAAAGUAUUGCACUUGGAGAGAAUUUUGUAGUAGGGACUGGCAGGGGCCAUUGACAUUUGUCCCCACUGUUAGGAAUCCCAGAGCUGGAGAAGCAGAACAUUUCUCUGUGCAGAGGGUAGAGAUACACUGUGCAUGUGCACACAUGCGCAUGAGUAAAAUAUGCCUUCUUGCACACAAACACUGCCCAUCAUAAUGAGUGAGCCCAAGAACGUCAAAAAUAGCUUCUUUAAAUCACGUAGUAGAUCACCCCAUAUACAGGGUGCCAGUUGACAGAAGUUACUCUAUAAAUCAUAUAAGUGACUGGUUUCUUAUUAAAAUAUUCCUCUUCCAAAGAAUUAUUGGGCUGGAUGUGCUUUGCCAUUGAUCUUCUUCACACACUAUGAGAUCGUUAUAAUUGGAUUCCCGGGGCAAGAUAGACAUCUUGCUGGAAUACCUCAUUCUUCAUUAACAAUGUUCAAAGUUGUCUCGCUAGUAGGAUAUGGGAUGAGGUGUCAACCAUUCUGACACUAAUAUAAAUCUAAACAACUCCCAGGAAAGCAGUAGUGUUAUGUUGGAUUCACAUGGCUGAUCUUCUUCCAUAUCCUGGUGACUUUUCCAGUCACCCCAAAUAGCCCCAUGUGAAAGAUCUAAUAUGCAAUCAGCAUACCAAACAUCAAGCAUGCUCUUCUCAUGGGUAAGAACUUUUCAUAACACCAAGUUCCCAUUUAAAUCUCACUAAGGGGUGAGUGGAAAGUAGCUACAUGAAUUUACAGUUCAGGCCUCAAGCAAACCAUGGCUGCCAUGAGUUCAAAAGUGGUUGUGCAAUGGUGUCCACACAUCUCUGGGCACCUUGAGCUUUAGCAGGCAAAUGGCUGGAAUUGUGGGUUUGCAAGGCCUGCCAAAAACCAGCCCUCUUGCUCCACAAACACUAGUUGUCCCAUCCCAAGUACUAACCAGGCCCAACCUGGUCGGGCAGGACUGGGUGCUUUCAGGGUACUGUGGCUAUAGGAAAAAUGCACGAGUUCUGCCUGCGGUACUAUUUACCCCAGCUCCAGGGGGUUUUGUGGAUUUCAGUCUAUGAAUUAAGAGCAAGAGCAGAGUCCAAGCUUCAGAAAUUUCAGUCUUCGGACAUUAGAAUGAUCUAGGUGAUCAUAACAUUUGAGCAGCCAUUCAGAGAAACAAUAACAAUCUGUCAUCAGUUCCUUCCUCCCAGCAUGACUCUUAUGAGUCAGGGGUUAUUUUAACAAACUCAUAAUACUGGAGAACAUGCUCUGUUGCUAAUCCAAGGUAAAAUGAUGACAAGACCUCUUGACAGUUGUGAGACAUAAAAGCCAGCCCCCCGGCUCCCAUCCAUUAUUGUCAAUACAGCCUUUUCAGUAACACUGCACCCUUCUGAGGAACAAACUGAGUCUCUCUUUCUCUCUGUUCCUUCCUCCCUCUCCUCUCUUUCUCUCUUACACACACACAAACACUAACCACAGUGAGACAAAGAGAAGUCGAGGCAACACUGUUUUACUUUAUCCCACAGUAGUCAGUAUCUCCCACUGAGUUAGAAGAGUCAAAAUAAAGGAGCUGCAAUCAAGAAGCCUGUUUAAAAUGGGAGCAAAACUUUCACCUACCCUCUCCUGAUACUGGGUUUGCUAAUGCACUGAACAGACAGCAGCUUCCUCUCCACACCCUCCCCACCACCUCAGAACCACAAGCAACAACAGAAGCCCUUGCACUUUUCCACACACAUAUCUGUCAAUGGCUCCCAUUGACUUCUGCGGAACAAAAUUAAUACAGCUCAUGAUAAUACUGACGGGCAGUUCAUUAGUUUCAUCAUAAACAAAGGAAGCCCGUGUGAGAGGAGGAAGGCGUGAACCUUGCCAUCCACUAAAAGAAAGGAAAUGAAAACAGGAAGAUUAAAUGUUUUGCAGAUGAGCGGCUAAGGAAGCAACUAAAUAAAUAAAAUUAUCUGUGGAGCACUACUGCCAGUUGUAUUCGUUUCCUGUCUUUCUACAGAGCGUAUUAGCCAGCUCUUCAGAAGGUUAUAUGGGAAAAGAGUAAGAAGUGUUUUCCAUAGAGCACAAGUUCAAACAUGGCCCCUUCCCCUGUAGGUUGGCCUCUUGUGCACUCACAUCUUGCACAUGGUGUAAUGCUACAGCAGGGGUGGGGAAACUUUUUUAGCACAAGGGUGGCCUUCCCUCAUGGGCAGUCUUCUAGUAGCAACUUACUAGUGAUAGCCAAGACUCUGUGCAAAAGUGGGCAGGGCAGUAAAUGUGACUCUUGAAGCAGGUUAUGUUCCAGCCAUGCCAAAGUCUGAGGUUGCUACACACAGCACAGUCAUCCUCCCCACCCUCCUUUUAGGCAAGCAAAAGGCAUUAGCACAGUUCAAGCACACGUUCCAGCUGUGCAAAAGCACUCAGGGAGAGGGUGUGAUCACUGGGAAAGGUGUGGUCAGGGAAAGGUCCCAGUGGCCAAACAGUGAAGUAUUUGGCCCCCUGGCCUGAGUCUCUUCACGCCUGCCAUAUGAGCACCAAAAGUGGGAUAAGUAUGAGACAUAAUCUAAUGUUUAUACUGUGAAUCCCAUAUAUUCCACAAAAGUUAGCCCUGACCAGUUACUGUGAUGAUUCACCUUUCAACAUGGCCAGACAAUGCUUUCUAAAGUUUACAGUCACUUUAGAGGCUGUGUUACUUAAGUGCCUUUUCUGUUUAACAGCGAACAGCUAUCUUUAGCAAUGUUACACUCAAUAUAACAUGGGUUGUUUUGAUAUGCUUUAACUCUGAUUGCUUUGUCACCCUAAUUGCUUAGUCUUGUAAAGAAAAGAUCAGUACUAAACCUCGGGCAUUGGAAUUUGCACAUUUCGUUUAUUGUAAAUAAUAAAACUUUGGACACAAUCAGCAUUUCUCUUACUAACAGAAAACAUUAAAUUGGGCUUAAUUUUACAGCUGUACAAAUUGUAAUGUGUUCAAGAGGGCGAGUUAAUGGUAUUUAAUUUGACCAGGCCAAAACUGAGCAUGCCUUGUCUUACAUUUUUGCAGCUGCAGUCAGCACCAAGUGCUUACGCAAUGUGUGGGGUAAAACAGAAAUACUUUCGUUCUCAGGUUGAAUGCACACACUAGAUUAGGGAUGCACAGCUUAGAGCACUCUGAAAGCCUCUUUUACAUUCAUGUUAAUUUAAGAAGGCUGUACUGCUUUGUCAGCUGCAGGGAUGCAUUUUUGACACAUUUUUAGCCCAGCCUUUUCUUUUUAGCUCCUGUUAACUCUCUCUCUACCUCUCAUUCUAGAGCUCUCCUUUUCCCUCUACACUUCAAAGCAUCUGGUCUCUGGACCACCACAGAUUUCUCUUCAGCGUCAUCUCAUCUGUAUUCACUUUUUCCUCCAUGCUUAUCUGCGUCCCACCUCUAUUAGCCUAUUUUGCACUCUCAACCCCAUACCACUAUGUGCCUGUCUCCUCCUUGCAGGACAGCUCAAGGCCUCUCUCUAUUUAAUAUUUUCUUUUUCUCUGGAGGGUGUAGUGGGGGCAGCCUAUAGGUCUGCCUUAUGGUCAUCUGAGGCGAAGGGGGUUGCACCAGGCUGGGAAGUCUGAACACUGUCUGGUGAUGUGCAAUGGAUCAUGUCUGCUAGAAAUGAAGCGUUUCAGAGAGGCAGCUGUGGUAGUCAGUUGCGACAAAAACAGCAGCCUUGUGGCACUGUAGAGAAUAAAUUUAUUGUGGCAGAGGCCUUUUGAAAGCCACAACACCACAAAACAUGACACAAUAAAUCCGUUAGUCCUUAAGGUGCCACAAGACUCUUUGUUGUUCACCUUUAAUUUAGAACUGACAAAUCAUUAAGUGCUUAUUUAUUGUAUGUAUUCUGCCCUUCUUCCAAGGCGAUCAGAGCUGUAUUUUUACUUUACAGCAGCCUUGUGAGCAAGCUUAGGCUGGGAUAUUAUUACUUUGUCUAUCUUGGUAAAGCAGAUUCCAUGGACAUAUCAGAAGGGUGCAAAUUGUUCAGUACUGGCAGGAAGGAGAGUAGCAGGAUUACAGCUAAAAUGAGGGGUUCCUGAAAAGAAAGGAGGUCAGUGGUAGACCUUUCAGAACCCUGGACAGAGCACAUAAAGCCGACUAUUUGUUCCAAGAAACAUAAGGCACAACUGAGCCAUUAUGGUCCUGGACCUCUCAGCUGAGCCCUUUUAUGCUCCCCUUGCUGCCUAGUGGAGAACCUUAAAGGGGCAACUGUCUGGUCUGGAGCCUGAAAAUCUGUUGUCUAUCCAUCAGCUUGCAUCAGGCACAUUGCCUGGGUUGAUGUAUCAGCUCUGUGGAGGCAAGUAGGUCAGCCCCUUGAUAAUGCUGAGAUGGGGUGUGUGUUUGUUUGUUUGUUUGUUUGUUUGUCUGUUUAAUGUACUUAUAUCCUGCCUUUCUCCCAAGUUGGGAAUCAAGGCUGCAUGCAGCUUUUAAAAAACAUAGUCGUAAAAUCUAAAGUAAUAAAAAUAAAAACCUAGUUAAAAACAACAGUCAAAUUACUUUAAAUCACAUUUAGAAUGAGCAUUUAAAUAAUGCUGUAGUAACUGGAGACCCAGAUUCAGGGAUCUCAUGUGCCACAGCCUUCAGCAUCUACAUCUCUGUGUCUCUGUCUGAGUCACUGCUGGACAAAGGCCACACACGAGUGCCACAGCUGAGCAGAGAUUUGGAACAGGGCUUUCCAGAUCUAUAAUCAAUACUGUGGCUACUGUGGUGAACUGGUUCUUAAAGCUGAAAUAUUAAUUAUGCUGGCAUGGAAAUGAAUUCCCUCGGUAUCAUUGGAAUUCAUUUUUUGAAUAGAUGUGCUUGGAAUAAUCCAGUCUAUUCUAAUUAGCAUUACAGAGCUAUUUGAUGACUUUAUACACACACUCCAGUGAAAUGCCAAUUGCUGAUCAUAAGCAGAAGAGGGCUCUUGCACACAUAUUCUGCUUGUUGGCUUCUCCUAGGUAUCUGGCUGGCCAGUAUGUGGACAGAAGAGCAGAACUCUUCUAAUGUGUCUCUUAUCCUCCUUUCUUACUCAAAAGGCAUCUACCAACAAAAUCCAUUCUUUGUUCAAGAACCACUUCCAAUCCCAACUCCUUGUUCUGAUUUUUACCUCUCCCACUCCUCUCUUCUCAACUUCUGCUGCCACCAGACUCCAUUUUCAUAGCAAGACAACUAUGGAUACCUAGCCAAAAAAGUACCAAAAUGUGGGUAAUAGUAAAGCAAUAAGUGUUUCCUGAUUUGUGAAAGGAGCUGUCAUAUAUUUCAAAUCAGGAACUUCAGUCGCCCUCUGUUGGGUUCUGGGGUUGUUGAAUAAGAGAGCUAGCCUUUUAAAAUGAGAAUUUCUACCCAUAUUGAAAGAUGUUCAGCAAUUCUUCUCACUUACAGAGUCCCACUACUAAUGACUUUCACUUACUGUAAUCCUAUUUGGGCAUUGUUGCUGCUGUGUUCCUCAACACUGGAGGAGGGAUGAUGCCAAGUAUCCCUGCCCUACUAGCCUUUGUGCAAAGAGCAUGACUGUCUUCAUGCACAAAUGCUCUAUUGCUACAGACAGUUGAAGGCUAAGGGCAGCUGGAUGCUUCCCCUCACCUGUGCAGACAAGCACAGGAGCAAGAACUGCCAAAUAGAGAACAGACAUAUAAUUUUCACUUACUAUUAUUUCUCCUUGCCAUCAUUCAUUUUUUAAAAAAAGUUUGAAAAGGCUAGCGAGGGGAUGGAGUCCUUACUUUUGCAGAUGGGGUGCAACCGCCCUCUGCAAAGUCUAAAUAAUAAAUGCCUUGCCCUGUAUAGAUGCAGAGGCCCAGGCCAAGUGGAGAAGGAAUUGUGCUUAAGGUCAUUUUGAACAUUUUAAUUGCUGCAGGCAGGAAAACGGAAAGACUUACGUUGGGUAAAGGUAAAGGUACUCCUGACCAUUAGGUCCAGUUGUGGAUGACUCUGGGGUUGUGCCCUCAUCUCACUCUAUAGGCCAAGGGAGCCGGCGUUCAUCCGCAGACAGUUUCCGGGUCAUGUGGCCAGCAUGACUAAACUGCUUCUGGCGAACCAGAGCAGUGCACGGAAACUCUGUUUACCUUCCCGCUGGAGCGGUACCUUUUUAUCUACUUGCACUUGACGUGCUUUCAAACUGCUAGGUGGGCAGGAGUUGGGACCGAACAAUGGGAGCUCACCCUGUCGCGGGGAUUCAAACCACCGACCUUCUGAGUGGCAAGCCCUAGACUCUGUAGUUUAGACCACAGCGCCACCCAUGUCCCUUUAUGUUGGAUAUGUGAAUGUAAAUCCUGAAACUGAUCAGAAGCACUAGUUAAUUUCUGAGUGGAAAAGGAGCCUGAAACCGAUGUUAUCCCUUUUUGUCAGGAACAUCUGUUCUCAAAUUUGUUGUAUAAGGUGUGUUGAUUCCUAGUGGUUUGCAGCCAUUUUACUUCAGAUAUGCACCUUCAAUAAGGCUUCCUCCUUGCAGUGUGAUUUUUAGUAAUUUCCCUGGCUAGAAACAGCCGUAGUCGUAAUGUUUACAAUGCUAGCUGAUAUAAAUUAAUUCAUCUCCACUGAAGUAACUGAUAGGCGUUCAGGAUCUGGCCAAUGAAGUGUGGCAAAAAGGAUGUUUCAUCAAUCUCUGAUUAAUAAUGCUUGUAACAUUUAUUGGAGUGAGAUCUGGCAUACACUCGACAUUAGACAGGAAUAUUACAAGCCCCCUUCUUCCUUAAUUGAUGUCGGCACUGCAAUAAUGCCAAAGAUGUUACAAAGGUACUAUAGAUCAUCAUGUUGCUUCCAACUGUCCAAGAAUAAAUAAGGCAUUUGGACAGUGAAACAUCUUUAGUCUGCAAAAUAGAUAAUUGCCACGCAUUUUAAUUAGAAGUACUGUGUUAAGCCUGGUUUGAGUGAUAUCAUUGAGCUAGGAAAAAAAUUCACUAGUAGUAGCAGCUUGAGCACUUUAGAUGUUCCUUUGUCAAGGUAUAGGUGUGCAGACUCCAGUCUUAAGAUGGCACCCAUUCAACCUGAAAGCAGGCUUAGCAUUUUCCCCAUGUGCCAAUUUCACAGUGAAGUUAACUUCUAAUGCCAGGCCUUACCAAGAUUCUGAAGCAGGUAAUUUUUCCUGCGUGGAGUUGUGUGCAUCCUGAAACAGAGGUGUAAACAUAGAUGUCUUAAAAAUUACUGCCAGAAGCAAAAUUUGUGAGGCCUGCUUUGAUCUCAAGUUACUUUUCUGCAUAAAUCUGCUCUCUCGGAGCUGUCUUGCACUCAGUCCCUUUCAGAUCUAUUGUGCUACACGUUCCCUAUAAAUAAACUCUUGUUUAUAAAAGAGAACAGAAGAAUGUAUUUCCUCCCCAAGCACACCACCCAUGCUUUGAGUAGCUAACAGAACAAGGCUUUUGAUGUACCGCACAGCUUCAGAUACAUAGCCUGCUUCAGCCUGAUGCAAAUUCACUUCUCUGUGGGCAUCCAGUCCAUAUAUGGAAGCUUUAUGAUCAAUUUGGGUUGACUGUAAAACUGAAGGAACCAGGUGUUUCUUCAUACAAAGCCAUUAUUUGAUUUUAUAUGGCCAUAUUGACUUGAGAAGAUCCAGCUUUUUUCUUUCUUUUAAAAUAACAGAAGUGAUCCUAAAGGUCUGGUCCACAAAACCACUUACUGCAGGGCACUCUUGUCAGAUAUCAUACAAGUUUAGAACAAAAAUCUGCCAUGAAAACUUUGGCUUAACUCAUUUAUUUACUUAUAAAACUGUUCAUAAGCUGUUUGGGGGAGCGUAGACUAUCCAAGGCAGCUUAUGUAUCAUUAAGAAAAAUGCUAACUUUUAAAAAGUGACAGUUUAAAAGCAGCAGCAUGACAAGUAUCUUAAAAAGAGGCCAGUUAAAAAAUAAAACAGCAAAAUAGAAAUGGAAUAGGUCUUUUUAAUCACAGGCUUAAUUAAGAAAUGGCGGCCUGAAACUAAUGGGGUUUAAGCCCCAGUUAAACAUUUGAAAAGUUGGGGCCAUUCUCUGUCCACUUACCCAAACCUUGCAUGGUUCUAUACACCUCUAUCAUGUGUCUUACUCACCUUUUCUCAAAACUAAAGAGGUGCAAAUGUUGUAAACUUUCCUCAUAGGGAAGUUGCUACACCCCGUUGCUCAUUUGGGUUUCUCUUUUCUGAACCUUUCCCAACUCUGUAGUGAGAAGAUGCAUACAGUAUUCCAGGUCCAGGUGCACGCUAGAUUUGCAUAGGUUUUGUUUUAUAUUCCUUUCUGUUAUGAGUGGAUGCUUCAAGUUCAGGCAUGAGGAACCUGUGACCCUCCAGACAGUGUUGGGACUCCAUCUCCCACCUUCCCCAGACAGUGCUGCCCCCAAUGGCCAAGGACAAUGAAAUUUGUUGACCAACAACUUCUGCGGGGGCCACAGGUUUCCCCAUCACUGCUCUUGUGCUUAGCAUACCAUCAAUGUAAUAAAUCCCCCUUAGCCCAAAUUGAAAAAUAAGUCAAUGGCAAUGGUAGUUAAGAGUGGACACAACAGUUCUUGUAAGUUUAUUUAUAUAGAGAACUUUGGGUCUGUAGAUACAUGUUUAUCAACCUGGCCAUGUGAUCCUGUGAGGUCAUCAGUGAUGGCUUCCACUUGAAUGACCAGAACAAAGUUGGAUAUAAUGUAGGAAGCAUGUGCUUUGAACCAGAUGCAGCAAGCUUGUGAAUCGCCUGGCACUAUGAUCGUGGUUAGCAUCCCAGGAUGGCUGCAACAGGUUGUUAAUUUAUAAUAAGCAGUCACUGUGCAUGGCAUUCUAAAGAAUUGCAGCAGAAAGGCAGGUCCUUGACCCAAGGGCCUUAUAAGCCAAAGUUCAACAGGAAGGAAGGAAGACAGAAGGAAGAUCUGGUUUCAUUUGAGUUGCACACAUGAUGGCUUAGUUUCCAUAGGGCAAUAGGACUAAGGCAUUGUGCCAAAGAUGAGUUUGGGAAGGGAUUUGACAGAAGGGAGAAAGUUGGAUUUCUUUUUUUCCUUUCUUUUUAGAGACAUAAAGCCCUAAGGGACAGCAAGAGGGAAAGGUCGUUUGAGAAAACAUAAGGCUUUUGGAGCAGCCAAAGGUGCUUUAUUUAUUUGCAUUCAGGCAUAGGUCAGCAGUGGUCAAGCAUUGCAGUGGACAGAUACUGGAGGAUAUAGCAAUGGCUUUAAAAAAAAUAAACUUGAGGCAGGUUCCCAUUGGUGCAAGCACUGUGCAAGGUAUCCCACUUGUGCAAUGGGAUUUCUACCCUUUCCCAACCCCUGAAAUUGCCUCUUGGGGUGUCAGGAGAGCCCUCAGAACAGCCAGGGGAAAUCAUUUCCCCCAGCACAUUCACCAUAGCACAAUGUUAUAUUUUACCCUAGACAAUCCCUGCAAGUGGGGAGUUUCCAGUGGUAAUUUGGUUUCAAAAAUGGAAGGGCCUUUUCUACACCAAUAUUGGUGCAGGUGUUUCUCUUGUUUCAGAGAUGGGGGAUACAAAUUAAUUUUUAUCAAGUAUGACAGAUUGCCUGAGGCUACCUAUAAGUUGCAGUGAAAAUGACACAGUGGAUUUCAGUUUAUCCCAAAGAAGGGGGGAACCCAUGUAAUGCAUGCUGGACAAAAAGCAUAUGGAAAUAAUUUGGGGAAAGGAGCCUUAGAUCCUUUCAAAAUCAAUUGGGAAAGGCUGUAGAGCCAAGAGUGUUGUGUUGACAUCACUUUAUCCAGAUGGCUGAGCCAUGUCUGAGGGUACUUAGCAGAUUGUGAUACUUAGCUGCUCCAGGUGAAUAUCUCUUCAGUGCAUUUUCACUAAAGAUUAAGUGUGUGUGUAGCAUCUGCAAAACAAACUGCUUUGUUAUACAAAAUGGACUUGAGAGACAUGAUAGGUGUGGAAGAACGUUUUAGAAAAUAAACUGAAAAUAGCAUAAGAUGAUAUUUAAAAUAAAGGAAACAGUAUUUCAGUAGUUUAAACAGGCUGCUCACAAAAGAUGUCAAUAUAUUAUUACAGAAUAUUAUUAAAUGAUGUCGGAAUAAUAUUAUUAUUCUUUCUACGUCAUUUCUCAAUCCUGUGUGUCCCAGAGGCCGUACAAAUAGAUUGGAUCUAUCCCAUUGGGUGGGAUGAGGCCACUGCCUCAGGCAGCUGGAAGCCCCCAAGGUGGCACCCUUGUGGUGGAGAAGCAGCUCCCAUGUCGGCAGUGGCAGGACAAGGCAGUACUUAUUGUUUUGUCUCAAGCUGCAAAAUGAGACAUGCCACCCGUGGAACCAACCUCUCUGAAACACCUAGCUCUUCCAAAGCUCUGGCCCAAUUGACAUUGCUGCUGUUACAUUGGAGGUGCCAAAAAAUGGGUGUCCUAGGGGCAUGUCAUGGCUCCCAAGACCUCCCAGUCAUCUUGACAUGCCUUCACACCAGGGUUGGGGGAUUCUGAGCAGGUCUAAACCUCUCCCUCCCUUUUUUCUCUCGUUGUUUCCAAUAGGAGGGAAAGCAUCAAAGCUAUAAAAUUUUUAACAGGCAAGCAGACUGAAGAAUGCAAGAUCAUUCCUUCUUCCUCACUUGAACCUCGCCAGCUCAAAUCUAGCAGGGCAUAGGAUAAGGCAGCUAAAUCACCUUUGCAUUUUGCUUUACCCCAACCUCCGUACAACUGCAGCCUUAGGAAACAUUCAUGCCAAGAUGAAGGACCUGCAGAAGGCCUAAAGUUAUGGCAGAGAUUACUGUCUUGUCCGGAUACCAUCAGCUUACUUUCAGCAGUAGGACUUCACCUUAUGGUUCUAGGCCCAUUCUCUGCUCCAUGGAAACUGUUUUUUAUAUAGUCAGUAUUACAAGUAGCAGCUAAGAGGAUGGGAAUAACUUUAAAUAUUUGAAAAGCCUGUGUUCAGCAGUCAGGAAAUGCAUUCCCAAGGUUGCGAAGGGAGUUGAAGAGUUUAUUAGUGGAUUCAUGGAUGUAGCCACUUUUGCUUCCUGUAUCAUGUUCUUCUUCUGUAGAUCAGAGCUAUAACAAAGCUCCUGUGAUAAUGCAGUUUAAAACUACGAGCCUUUGAUGAUGUGCCCAACAGUGCAAUAAGAGCUUAGUCCAAUAUCCUGAACUUUUUCUUUUUCUUUUUACGCCCACACUGCCCCUGAACUGAUUUCAAAUGGAAGUGAAUCGAGCUGUGACUUUCUGAAGUUGCCAGAAGGUGGUCGCUUGUUCCGCAGAGAUUUAACCACCCACUAUGAACUACUUGCUGUUCUUUCUCGUUGCUAAUGCACAGCAGGUUAGAGUUAGGUGAUCCAGAGCCUUACUUUCAAGUAGCACUUACAGAAACGAAGCUCAUGUCAUGAAUGGUUUUACAUGAAGGGAACGCUAGAUAAACGAGACUCACCUUUCUUCCUCUUCCCCCACAGGUAAAUGGAAAAGAUUUAUCUAAAGCAACCCAUGACCAAGCAGUAGAAGCCUUCAAAACAGCUAAAGAUCCCAUCGUAGUUCAGGUCCUGAGGAGAGCGCCGCGCAGCAAAAUCUUCAGCCCCUCUCAUGAAUGUCUCCUGGUAGAUAUGGGCACCCAGACUGACAUCACCUUUGAACACAUCAUGGCUCUUACCAAGAUGAGCUCACCUACCCCACCAGUUUCAGUACUGGACCCAUAUCUCUUACCUGAGGAGUAAGUACCAGUAUUUUAAUCACACCUCUCUACAUUAAAAGGCAGUAAACACUGAAGCAUUGAAGCAUUGGGUGGGGCUAGAUUUCAUACACUUGGGAUGAAAAUAUACAACUACCAUACAUCAUUAUGAAGAUCUAAACUGCCAUUUUCAGGAGCAAAAACAUUAGGACUGAAAUAUCUGCAAGAUUUUAUGCAACCAUCCACUCUAAUUCUUAUGUUCAGUCUGUGAGUGCUAUUGCCAAAGUGACAUUGCCCAGACACAAGAAGGGGGUAUCAGCAGACAUGGGGGAACCAAGUACAAAAAAAAAAGAAAAGAUUUAGGCAGGGGCACUCUAAGGAAGAAGGGAGGGACCCCUGUAGAACUGAGCAUGCUCAAUGGCCACAGAAUGCUGACUGCAGGAAGGAAAAAUGGAAAACUGGGAUUAGGCAAAUCCAGUGGCAUGGAACACUCAGCACUGCCAAUUUUUUCGUCUGUGUCUCACAUGUUCAACCAAUUCACGAAAUGGUGAAAUCAGUGCAGUAACUUUGACUGUUGAGAAAUUGCAGGCCCAUUGGCAUUGUGAAUGAGAAACCAAAUGAACAAGACAGUGAAAAAUAAAAUGCUGUGAGCCUACCUGCUCACUUCUAAGUUUGCAUGAGCAAUUAUGCCAAGUCUCUAUAUGCCUUUAGAUGACGAGGAAAAGGCUGAGUGAACCCACAGAUAAAUAAAGAGUUUCUUAGAACUCUGGCCCGCAGCAAUGGCUUUCCAGGGUCUCCGGCAAAUAAAUUUCCCAGGCCUGAUGCCUUGGGUCUCCCAACUAGAAAAACCAAGGAUUGGACCUGGGACCUUUUGGGCUGCAGGUCUUCCCCCUAAAAUCUGGACUAUGGCGUAUGUGUCUGGCAGUGCUCUUUACUACCUGUUUACAGUGCUGCUGUUCAAUCUUAUCCGUUUUUUAAUCGUGGCCAUAAAUUGUAGAUUGCUAGGAGCCACUACAUUCUCUUUCAGUGUAUUAAUUACCUUUUAUUAUAAUCCCGUGGCAAUGUUACACAAAUAAGCUGUUCUGUAGGGCUGAUCUUUCUUUAAAAUGUUGUCAAGGAAUUUUUAAAAUCAAUUUUUAAUUACUGUUAAUGGGAGUCUGAAACUUCUAUACUAGCAAGUUAUACAUACACACACACACACACACACACACACACAACCCCUUUACUUAUUUGCAAGUCCACCUAUACUGAUAGUACAGGAAUCAUUUUCUCCCACAACAAAUGUGGAGUGCCGUUUGUGAUGGAACUCUUCCCAUCUUGUUCACAGAAACUGGCAAUGACAUUGCUGAUAGGAUGGUGCAUGAGUGGUAAAAAGUGACGUCCACUUUUGUGCAUGCACUGGCAAUGAAAUAAAAGCCAAUGGAGCUUUGGAUAGUGUUCUUGCUUCAACAUGGUUUUAGCCUAAGAAUGUGGCCACUCCCACUUGGAUUCUUUUCACAGUGCUGGGAAGUGGCUGAUGGGAGCUGUAGUCCAAAAUAUCUGUAGGGCAUCAAGUUGGGGGAGGCUGAUAGCAGAGUGAAGUGUCAGUAAUUGCAGAGUACUGGGUAGCUUAGGCCCCCAUCACAGGCAGAGACACUCCACUUCUGUACAGAUCCCAACUGCUUGAGACUUCUGUGAAUAAAUCACCCAUGCAGAUAGAACAGUCACAUGGGACCUUCAAAUCUAGUCAGUACCCUCCCAUAGCAUGGGAUCCCACUACAUGGAAGGAGAGAGAGAGAGGAGUCCCAACUCUCCCAUCAAUAUAUAAACAAGAGUCCUGGCUCCUUACGACAUCGCACAUCAAGAUGUCAUGUUGGAGCCCCUCAAUCUACUUGAGAAGAUGGUUCUCAACAUCUGGUAUUCAGAAAGAAAGAUAGAAUCCUUGAACACAGAGACUCGUUUUCUUUUGUUAUGGUGCCUAAUGAAUUUGCCUAGUUCUUUUUAACGUCAUCUAUAGCCGUCUCCAUAUCCCAACGAAGUGAAUUCCAGAUAUAUUGCUUCUUUUUGACAAUUGUGGACCUGUUGACAGUCAAUUUCACUGAGUUAACAUCCCAAGUUCUCAUAUUUUGAAAGCGGAAUUAAAACCUGGUUGCCCACUUCCUCUGCAUAUAAAUAUAUAUCCAUUUAAAAAAAAAAAAAAACUUACAUCAUUAUUAAAGAGAAAACAUUAUUUUCACAAUCAGAAAUCAGGCAAAUGAGCAUGUGCUACAAAGCUCGGGGUUGGGAAGGUGAUAUAUUUGUGCAAUUUCUGUCAGAGAUUAGGCACCGGGGGUCAUGUUCUCAUGCUAUUAUUGUGCAGUAUCCAUAUUGCUUUUCUGAGGACAGCUUUUUUUAAAAGAAAAAAGAAUAAUUAUUAAUUAAGUUACCAUUCUUUUCUCACAUGCUCACUGUGGUUCCCCUCCACCUCUGAGGCAGAGGGAAUUGGAGGAUGGAUGUUGGCAUAUUUUCCUGUUCCUGAGGUGAUAAGAGGGCGCGUGGAAAGGUGGUUGCUAGGAAACCAGCCUGUAUGUUUCCCCCCUGAGUUUUCUCAGUGGAAGUAGUAGAAGUGUGGAGCCUGUGCUCAGGUGUAACAUGGGAACCUAUGACCACUACCCUGUAUAAUAAAAUGCUUAUUCUGCCAUCCCUCUUUUUCUGGCCCUCAUUUUUCCCCCUUCAUGGGUCCAUCAUGCCACCCCCAAGCCUUACCUCCACAGCAUUUUUUCAUACCAUCACCUGUCUUUGACAAAUGUUCCCCUCUUUCUCUCUAGUGGGCCAGCUCUGCCUGGGUGGCCAAUAUGUUAAGGCAGCGAGAGAGUUUUUUAAAAAAAUAAAUAUUUGUUUUCCCUGUUGUUUAAUGAGCUUACAUCCUCAACACCAUUGAUCACCUGCAGCGCAUCAGUCUUGAUGUAUGUGUGACAUGUUAGUGAUGAUCUGCCAUGAGGCUGGGGGAGGAUUAAUAUGUUAAUUAGAAGAGGGAGUGAUAACCUAAACUGUGCUUUAUUUUCCCAGGCAUUCAUCAGGGCACGAAUACUAUGACCCAAAUGAUUAUAUGGGAGGCAUUCAUCAAGAAAUGGACAGAGAGGAGCUAGAAUUAGAGGUAUGAGUAAUAACUAGAAGCAACCAUUCAACAUACAAAAUACUUUUAUUAUAUUUUCAUGUGCCAAGGACUUAGCAACUAGUGCUGCAUUCAAAUUACAAACUUAUGCUACCAAAAUAUAUUGGAAAAUCUUUUUACUCUGCAAUUCGGUGUACAGACGGCAGGAAAUUAGUGCUUACUAAUUUUAAUAUGUAGUUAAUUAUAUGUUGUGUAAUUAAAGGAUUAGAGGUCAUGUCCUCAGCUCAUAAUACAAGCAGCCAUAGGUUUCUCCUUAUCUGUUCUAGUUAUACUUGUGAGGGGCUGAAUAAUAAUUUGGGGAGAUAAGGGUUUUAUUUAUACACUUUUUACAGUUUUGCAUACAUGGAUUUUCAUGUGGGAGCGCAGUAUCAAAAGAGUAGUUUUAUACCUGUGGUGGAUUUCAAAGAGAAGCUUGUAGGGUUUUGUGUGUUUUUAAUUCUUGAAGAAAUGUUUACAUCUGAAAGAAGCAUGUCUUGCCUCCAUUUGUUUACAGCAAAGUGCUUCUUUCUCCUCCAUGGCUUGUUAUUGUUCUCUCAAAGUCCCCAGUCAAGAUGCUUCCCCUGCUAUCAUAGGCAACAUAAAUUCAAAUCAUAAGUUUAGUAAAAAGUACAAAAGUAGAGCAAUGAAAUAUAUUUUAAAAAGACAAAUUACAGAAAUAUCAUGUGUCUCAUUUAGUUUGAGCAAAAUCAUGGGGCUGGAUCCAGAGGUCACACUUUCGCCUCAUGGAAUUCAAGCUUUGACUAACUUGCUGCACGGAUUUGAAUGAAAUUUAAGAAUGACUAGCUUAAUCUGUCUCCAGCUUCAUGAUUUUGCUCAAACUGCCACCCACUAAAAGACCUCUAGCUCCCACCCUGUACACAUACAGAUAAACAAGGAAGGGGGAAGUACAAAGUCACUUGGGCUCAUCAUUCUAGAAGAUAAUGCUGAGGUAAAUGCUGCUCCAAACCACUGUGAAAAUCCCAAAGCAGGGGUCCAGAUUAACUGCCCGUUCCUGCUGAAUUCUUACCCCACAAACCCUUACAUACAGAAGGUGGUUUUCUGAAAAGCAACAACUGCGAUCCAAAAAAGUGUUUCCUUUGCCCUCCCCCGCUAGAGGACAGGGAACUCAACUCAGGCAGUCUGCAGCCAUUGCUGAAAGGAGCUGGGCAACAAACUGUUGCUGCUAUCACUGCUCAAAGUGUCAGACAGGUUAAGCUGGCAGCUGUGUCCACAUGUGCUCUUGCCAGCCAGUAACUAUAGCGCGUGCGACUCAAAUCAUUUCAUGGCAUUUUAUAAUUUUGACAUAAAGAGAGCACUUAGAUUGUUAAAAUAAUAAAGCUGUGUAACAGUACCAGCUAAACAUUUAGGAAAUGCUUGCAGCUUAAAUAGCCGUUCUCUGAAAGCCUUUAAGAAUCGUUUCAAACCUGGGAGACUGAGAUCAAUGGAAAGGGUCAAAGUGUAACAAACACUCGGGCAGCUUCUAGCUGUAUUGUUUGCUUAUUGACAGAUUUGUCUUAAACAGACUGCAGACGCACUUUUUCAUUGACUCGAGUCAGAAUGCUGAAAAGGAUGUAAAAUAUCAAACCACACCACCUGGACUACUCUCUCCAUAAAAUACACUCUGAAUUCCAGUCCAUCAUCUAGGCUUUUAUGGCCAUCCUAACUCACAAUUAAUGACUUAACAGAUAUAGUCAACAAGUCCCCUGUGUAAAUGACUAUAGUUCUUGCUAGAAUUCAAUGAAACGCAGUAGAAUUGCCUAGCAAUCUGUACAGGCUGAUAUUAGUCACAAGAAUUGAGUAUCUGCCAAGAACAGGCCAUUGAAGGCCUUUAAGUUCAGUAUCUGAAACUGGCAUCUGGUGUUACAAGGAAUGCAGCCCCCAGCAUAUUACACAGCCUCUCUUAAAGCUCAAACCAAAAAAUAAUAAAAGAACAAUGUCAUGGCAGCAUAUCAACGGUUUUCUAAAUUGCAACUCUUACUCUGAAGCUUUAAUUGGGCCCAUUUCUUAUGUAUCCAUGUUGGUACAUAUAUGAGCCAUAAAGCCGUUUAAAAAUGAUCAAGGCAAGAAAUAAAUAAUAUUGCCUCUACAUACUUUCUAAAACAGCCACCACAAAUACAAGUAGAUUUCCAUGUUGUUUCAACAUACAGGGUAGGGUUGUUAAAGGGUUCACAUACAGACAGUUUAGUAAUCUCCUAACAGAUACCAUGAUAACAAAAAGCAGUUAAAGUGACUGAUUCUUCUAAGAGGUAGGAUAUCAUUAAAUGCAUUACUGCAGAUGAACCUUAGAACAUGUACCUUGUCUAGAGCACCAAACACACACAAAAAUGUGAGAGCAGUAAAAGUACAGGUCAAUCCAUCCUUACCAGCCUGAUUUUGGGAAUGAUUUCUCAAAACUAAAUUUAGCUGAAUUCAGUGGGAUUUAUUUGCAAAAAGUGUGCACCUGAUAGUGGUUUAGCUUCAUUUCAAGAAGAGUGGUGACUGAUAAGCUUUUUCAGAUAGCUCAGUUGGUAGAGCAUGAAACUCUUCAUCUCAGAGAUUGAGUCCCACGUUGGGCAAAAGAAUCCUGUAUCCAAGUCUAUGAGUCUAUGUAAAAUGCUCAACAAAACUGGACAUAGCUGACUUUCUAGGAUCCUGGUUUUUACAGUUAAAUCUCUGCUGACUGUAGGGAAGCCCAUUGGACACAGAUUUGAUGUCUGUCAUUAGGAUUUGCUUUCUGACAAAACUGAGGGAAGCAUCCAAGCUCCUUAUCUUAUAGCCCCACUUACUCCAGAGAAUUUUAUUUCCAAUACAAGUACGUAUUUUGAAAAGACUGGCUCCGUGUUUCUAAAGUUUUAACCUGCCCCUAUAACAGAAGAUUGCCUGCAACACAAUAUAAUAAUCUGUUGGGCACAAAUUUCCGUUUGCAUAUACAGAGGCUAAUUUACUAUUAUCUUUUAUUUUGAAACCUUAGUGUUAUGAAUGGCCAGAGGCAUAUAAUAUCAUAGCACAUUAUGGUAUUCUUGUCUCACUGUAAAUGGCACUUAUAUUUCAGCAUUCAGGUUGUUUAGCUUUCUUUAUCUGCCACCAGUUGGCGUAGGGCCUGAAUAAUUUUAUGUAAUUGUCUUGCAUCCAUUUCAGUUUCAGAGAUCUCAUAUCUGCACAUGCUUUGGUUUUAUCGGAGCUCUAUAUAAGAAAAGGGUAAUCUACAUCUCAAAAAGUUAUGCUAAUGCUUACUCAUGACACUUAUAAUAUGUAUCCUCUUUAGAUCAUUCCUGACUUCUAAGACAAUUAGGGUACAAUCAUCCUUCACAGUGGCUGCACAUCCUCCUUUCGCUUCAGUGGGCCUACAACGGAUCUCUGUGCAUAUUCUAAAUUAUAAUUGCAUAAUGCACAACAUUACUCUGGCGCUGUUGGUUGCUGCUGUCACAUGUAUUGAUGUGAAGAGAUGUUCAGGAUCCAGAUGUGAGACAUCUAACUAUAUCUGCAGUGACUGUUCACUCAAGUCCUAUUUGUGCUCCUUUUACAAGCCCACUUCUACUUGUGGCCUUUGUGCCGGUCACUAUUUGUUCAAGUAGAAGUUAUUCUAGUAGUUGUAUAAUUUCUUGGUCCAUAAUACAUGGAAUAUCUGCACACCUUACCAUGUUAACCAAAAUACGUUAUUACUUUUUGAGAAGCAAGUAGAGGUCCGUGAAUUAUACUGUGUGAUGGGAAUGAAGACCCUAGUACUUGUAGGGUGUGCUAUUAUUUUUUGCUUAAGCAAAGUACUCUGUUCCAAAAAGUACUCUGAAAAUUAAAAAGGUUCUUUGCUUUGAUGCUUUUAAAAUUUAUAGAGUUGAUGUCCAUAAAAUCUUUUGAAGCUUUAUGAUUACAUAAAAACUUUAUUGAGGCAUAGGCAGCUAGGAAACAGCUGUUCUUCUUUCUGUGUACACAAAAUUACCAUAUCUAGGGUAGCAUCAAAUCCCAGUUAUUUCUACUUCUAACCAGGGCUGGGGGGAUAGAACCCAAGGGUAAGUCUACAUCUAAUUACUCAUAAAAAUUCAGGUACCAAACACCUGCUCUGAGGCUAUUCUGAAGGGAAUUUUUUACAAAGACCAUUUGCCUGAGCACGGUUUCCUCAGAUGUGUGUGUGUAUUUCGGAUAUUUCUCAAGUGGCUUCCCCGCAUACAAUAUAUCCCAAACAGGAGAUGUGGAAUGAAGCGUUCUGGCUUUGAAGCAUAUUGAAAAGCUCAAGCUCUCUGCUGAAAUACUAGAGAAUGAAAAGCAAAAGCAUGAAAUAUUAAAAGCUUCUUUGAAACAUAAAACAUAGAACAUCUUUGAAACAUAAAACUUGAUCUCAGUCCUAAAACAUAUUUCUUGAUUGAUCCACAUGAUUAUGAUUAGAUUAGAUUCAGAUUGUGUUUAUCGUAUACUGACGUUGCUCAGAAUUCAAAAAAAUCAGUGCAGGAUUGAAUUCGGUUGUUCAAAUCAGUGCAAUCCGUUUCAGUUAUGCAAACCUAAAUUUACGGUAUGCACUUGAACCCCUCUCACAAAAUAAUGGCAGUCUGGAGGCACCCAGUGUGUUGGUAGAGUGCGGGGCUCUCUUUGGGUGAAAGACAAUGGGGGAGAGUGGGCUGCUCCAGGACUAAGAGGAGUGGGAACUAUUGGUGAGGCCACUUGCUUGUCUUAGUCUUCACCCAGGUAUUUUGGUAAAUCAGAUUUUUUUUCAUUUCAUGUUCAUCUAAUUCUGCUCCAAAUUCAAAAGUUAUGAAUUUUUCCUUAAGAAAAAAAAAAGCCCAAACUUUAAAGAUAUCAGACACAAAAGCCUCUGCUGGACCUAUUUGUCUGCUCUGCAGGGGCUGUUAUGUCUGCAAAUUUCAUCUAUUCUGUCAAAAGUAAAAAAGUUAUAGCCACUUUUUAAAGUUUCCCUGCAGUGAAUGGGGGACAAAAGAAGUUGACUGGUGGGUGUUGAGCUGAAUCAUGGAGCCCCAAGGGCUGCUUUGCCUCACGCUCACAAUUCCUUGCUUUCAUGGGCGUUCCAGACUUAAAGCUCCCCCAUUCACUUAUAAACAUAGAAUUGCAGAGAUGGAAGGGACCUUGAGGGUCAUCUAUCCAGACCUCCUUCAAUUCAGGAGUUCAGCGGAGGGAGUACCUAUGAAUACACAGAAUACAUGAAUUCUCCAUUGUACUGUGCAGAAGGAGUUAUUCUGCAGAGUCAUGUUGGUGCCAUAGCACCUUGCCUAAAGUAACUUGAAAAUAGCUUUUUGAAGCAAGAUGUCUGCUCCUUAAAAUAUGUCCUUGCAUAUUGUGAAAGCAAAGUGAGAAACUGACUGUGCCACGUGGCUUCUAUGGCAUCCAGAGUGGCUUGCAACAAUAUCAGUGGUACCUCUGGUUAAUAACUUAAUUCGUUCCAGAGGUCUGUUCUUAAUCUGAAACCAUUCUUAGCCUGAGGUACCACUUUAGCUAAUGGGCCUCCCACUGCCACCGCGCCACUGGUUCACGAUUUCUGUUCUCAUCCUGAGGUAAAGUUCUUAACCCGAGGUACUACUUCUGGGUUAGCGGAGUCUGUAACCCGAGGUGUUUGUAACCUGAGGUACCACUGUAAUAGAGGAAUCACUGACUUACAGGACAUUUAGAGGGCAAGAUUUAAUGAAACCCAGAAGUGCCAACUCCUGACUUUGCCCCACCAUUUAUUUAAUUCUUUAAUUGCAUUUAUAUUAGGGUUGCCAUAUUUCAAAAUGUAAAAACCUGCCGAGUAGGGAUUUGAACCCUGCUCUCCUAGUCUGACACUCUGUGGCCAAAUCAUGCCCCCCCCCCCCCGUCUUCUACAAGCAAAACCUAAAGAGCCCCUGCCUCCCUCCCUCCAAGUAAUGUUAGCUGCUUAUUAAGAAGGGGUAAAAGAUUUAUCCUGUCCAUGCUGCAGACAAGAUGGUGAGUGGUGCCAUUUACCAGGCACAUAUCGCACCCAUGAUCAGGGAUCUGUAACUUGUUUUUGUUUUGUUUUUUAAAGGAAAAGGCAGUAACUUUCCUAAACAUAAAUUAGAGCCAGAGUUUACUGACUUCAUUUCCAUUUGCUUGAUGAAACCUAAAGUACUGACCCCAGCAACUGUACUUGGCUGACAUUAUCUAAUCUUCCUUAUUGAUCAGCUUCAAUCCUCUUUUCAAAAAAAAAUAAUGGCAGAGCCUUAGAAAUAUGGAAAACUUCUGCCAUUAUACUGAUGCGUUCAACCUUUCUGUAACAAAAGAAAGCACGAUGAGAGAGUGUGGAGCCAUUCACAAUAGUGCCUAUUGAUUGAAAAUCAUUUAAAUACCAUCUGAAAUGUCACUGACAUUUACUGCUCUGUUUUUUUCAAAACAAAUUACACAUGUUGACAAGUAAAUAACAAGAGAUUGCUUAUCGUGGCAGCUGUCAUCUAGACAUGCCAAUAAAUUAUUCAUAUUGGUGAGUUUUAUUGUCUUCCCCCGGUGAAUGGCACCGCGGGUUGAAAUUGAGAGAUGCUCAGAGGCAAGACUAUUAUGUUAUUAGGACUUUUAAUGCAUUAAUACCAGGAGGAAGAAGCCAGCAAUCUCUCUUUCAAUCGGAACACAGGGUGUGUUUUUCCCCUUUGCCUCACAAACGUGGGAAUUUUUAAAUAGCUUCCAAGCUCAUUAUUACAGCACUGUCUGUGUACUGCCAGCUUAGUCGAAUACUUAAAGCAGUUCUAAGCAAUGAGUAACCAAAGACUUGGGGCGCUAGGUAUCCUGCAAAGUAUUAAGCUGUCAUUUUAGUCUAGUUUAUCCAGAGAUCCAAAGGACUAUGUAAAAAAAACGUUGGUUGUUAAUUGUCGCAAAUUAGUAAUAUUGUUUUGGAAACUGUGAAUUCCCUUUCAAUUUCCUUAUUCCGAAUCCCCUCAUUUGGGGGAAGUUCCGGCUUUUGAAGCCAAAUGUGACUGUGCAGUUGCCCACUUACAUAUAUGUUGAAUUUGAUAGUGCUGUGGCCAUUGUCCCCAGUUCUUUAAACAACGCCUCUCACACCAAGUUCCCUUUAAGAUCAAGGCUGGAAUCCUAGCCAUGUUUAUGAUUGGCUGUUGAUGAUUUGGGGAGGUUGGGGAAGGGUUAGAGGGAUUUUUAGGGGAUAGGCAUUGCUCACCCCACUUAACUAUUUGCGUGAUACAGGCAGCAUGGGAGUUAGCAGGUUUGAAACUGUGGUGCCCACUUGGAGAGGGAGAUUGGAGCAUUUGGUUUUCAAAGAUGAGGGAUGAGAUGCAAAUUUCAUAUGAUAUGAUGGGUGAUACUUUUGAAGCAUACAGUCGUAUCUUAGUUCACAAAAGCCUUUUGAGUCUGACGUUUUGGCUCCUGAAUGCUGCAAACCCAGAAGCAAGUGUUUGCAAACGUUCUUUGGAACCCGAAUGCCUUCCACGGCUUCUGACUGAGUGCAGGAAGCUCCUGCAGCUAAUCGGAAGACGUGCCUUGGUUUUCGAACAUUUUCGGAAGUCGAACAGACUGCUGGAACACAUUCCGUUCGAGAACCAAGGUACAACUGUAUUUACAUUUGAUUGUAGAGGUCUGGAAAACUCUUCAAAGUAGGUUUAACCCCCACCCCCACCCCACCCCCCAAAAAGGUAUAUAAAAGAGCAUCCUGAGGCCUACCAAAGUACUAAACCAGUAUUCCACAACUUCAUCCUCUCCAGUUAUUUUAGACUACAAUUCCCAUCAUCCCUGACCCAUAGGUCAUGCUGGCAGGGGCUAAUGAGAAUUAUAGUCCAUAUGGAGGGUACUAGGAAAACCACAGGCACGUCAGAAUUCAGCUCAUCAGUAUUUGGAUGGCACAAUACUCAUUAUCUGCAUUGGGUGCAGAAUUUCACCACUCUGUGCUGAAUUUUGACAAUACAAAGGUAUGACAUUUAAAUGGCAAAGCACGCUCAAGCUGUAGAAAGCCAUUAAGCCAUUUUUUAUGAUACUGCUGACUUUGUUACUUUGUUACUUUGAGACUAAAAGUUAAGGUUGUAUCCAAUAUUAAUCCUACUUAAAGUAGACCUCCUGGAAUUAAUAAUUGUAAAUUAGUCAUUCAGUUGAUACGAUGAAUUUUGUUUGAUAACACCUUAUAAAUUGCUCUGCUAUCAUUUUUGGUGAAAGGUGGUCUAGAAGUCAAUAACAAUAACGUGUGUAGUUUAUAAAUUAAUCUCCCUAUUUCAUGCAACUAAGAUUAGAAAGAAACAGCUUUUGACUUCCUCACUACCUUGCUGCAGGCCACUUUUUCACAGACCAUGAAACAACUUCCAUCUCAAGAACAAUGAAAGGUUGUAAUCUGUGCCAACCUUGUUUUCUCAGUGCAACACUAACACUAAUGUUUUCACUCGCCCAGCCUUGUAUGUGCCUUUAUGGGGAUGUAGUCAUGGCUAACUUUGCCUUGAAGUAUUUGGAUUAGAGACUAUUCCAGAAUUGCAUUGCACUAGUCUAGAGAAUGCUAAAAUGUGAUUAGAGAACAAACAGCAUCUCCCAUUACAGAAAUGCAUAGAUUUAGCAUUUAUUUAUCAAUCUUUAUCUCUUUGCGCUAAUGAUGUUACUGUUCCUAGGGUGUUGGAAAUGUAGGAAGACUUUGGUUCCAAAGACUCACUUGACAAAUAUUAUAGUGGAGGCACUAAAAAUGGGGGGGGGGGGUUGCCACUUCAUAAGAGAUGGACCAUUUUUCUUCUAUAUGAUCAAUAAGAGAGUCUUAUUUCCAAAACGACUGCAUAUUGAUAGAAGAGCCAGAAUUGCCCUCUGUAUUGAUCGUGUGUCCAUAAUCACUUCUAGUUCAGUAAAUUAACAUAGUGCAAUCUUUUAAAAACAGAAACUAUAAUGUAAGCAAAAUAUUUCCACAUAUUUAAAAAAAACCAGACAUUCACCAGCGUCUCAUUUCUUUGCCCUAGGAAGUAGAUUUGCAUCGAGUGAACAGCCAGGACAAGUUUGGGCUUACAGUGUGCUACAGAACUGAUGAUGAAGAUGAUAUUGGCAUUUAUAUCAGUGAGGUGAGACCAAAUAUAAUGCCUGCCUUUUGGCUGUAGUUGUGAAAAAGUCAUUUCCCCCCUGUCAGUUACAUUUCAUGUUACUUGCAAAAGCAAGUUUUAAUGUAACAUCAAACAAUUUUCCUACAUUUCAGGCACCUAUUUCUGUUCUUUUAAGAUCAACAUUAGAAGACCUAUUCCAGAUGUACCCACUUUCAGAUGAGUGGCGACCAGAGAGUUGGUGGUUCCAGUCGUGAACAUAGGGAACAUAAGAUGCUGCCUUGUAUUAAAUCUGACCAUUGAUUGGCCCAUCUAGACCAGUAUUGUUUACAUUGACCUUUCUUAAGACUGGUAACCUCCAGAUGUUGUUGGAUUGUCAUUGCCAUAAUCCUUGGCUGUCUGGGGCUGGGGGGCUUGUACAAAACAUCUGGAGGGCACCAGGUCUACAUUGACUGGCAGCUGCACUUUAGGGUUUCAGGCGGGAAUCUUCCCCACCUGUACCUAGAGAUGCCGGAGAUGGGACCUAGGACCUCUUGCAUGCAAAUCAUAUGUUUCCUAGUAAAAUACUGCAGUGUUUCUUUCUCAGGUCGGGGAACCUUCUUCAGCCCAAGUGUAACUUUCCCCUCAGGGCAAAUUUCUGGGGGUGACAUGCAUAUGUGGGCAGGGCCACAGGCAAAUAAUGUGGGCAAAGCAAUAAAUGUAAAUUGUAUGUUUGUGCCGUAGGCUAGUUUCUUCACACUCACACACCCCUCUCUAUCCUCUACCCAGACCAGCAAGAAUUAUUAGAGGACUCAUUCCACCUAGGCAAAAACACUCAACGAGAGUCCAAAGCUGGGUGGAGGGGCAUGGUUCAAGAGGGUGUGGGGCUUGGGGGCAGGUAGAAAGGCCUGGGGGCAGCAUUUGAGCCCCGGGUCUGCGGUUCCCCAUCCAUGUCUAAGAGAAACAAGAAGGAUUGUGAACUAUGUGUAAAGGCAAUCUCAGAUAACAUGCCAGUGGUUGGAAGUACGCAGGGAAGCAAUGCUGCAAAAAGUAGCCAACUUUCUGCUCUUUUGUAGAUUGAUCCCAACAGCAUUGCUGCAAAAGAUGGUCGCAUCAGAGAGGGUGAUCGUAUAAUUCAAGUGAGUUUAUGUUAUGUGAAAUCCUAUUACAGUUUCUUCAGUUAUCCUAUUAUGUGACAUUUCCAACAGAUGAGCCACUGUGGUGUAGUAGUUAGUGUCUCAGACUAGAACCUGGGAGACCAGGGUUUGAAUCCCCACUCUGCCAUGAAACUUGCUGGGUGACCUUGGGCCAGUCACUGCCUCUCACCCUAACCCGCCUCACAGGAUUGUUGUGCGGAUUAAAUGAGGAGCAGGGAGAAGCAUGUCAGGCACCUUGAAGUCCUUGCAGGGAGGAAGGUGGUCUAUAAAUGCAGUAAGUAGAAUAAAAUAUAUAAGAAAAUGUAUUUCAAAAGUCCCCAGUAUAAAUAUUCCCCCAAAUAAGUCUUUUGAUGAAAUACCUGAAGGCCAGAUGCUCGCAGUUUAGGGCAAAUGCAGUUUACUUUCAUAGAUCAGCCAUGAAAGCCAAAGUGUUGCCUGACAGCAUUAUGUUUGUGAGAAACUACCAAUGGGGACAGUUCAACAGUCUCUGAACACUGGCGUAAUGUUAUUGAAUUUGCCAUCAUAUAGCGCUUUUAGCAGGCAAAGAGAUUUAUCAUCUUUAUUUUAUUCAGCCUCAAAACAGCCCUGUGAAUCCCAGUUGUCACAUUACUUUCUGAUGCUGUAAAGUUUAUGUGGCAGGAGCAGGUAUUUAUCUUGCCAGGGCAAAGUUUUAAAUACUAGAGCCUGCCCUGCCUUGGAAAAAAGCAGCACUCUCUAUGUGAUGAGGCACUUAAAAUGAGUUGCCAAUCAAAACUGUUGAUUUAAAGUUACAUGUUGUGCCAAAUCCCUACCAUGCCCCCAGCCCAUUUCAUGGAAACCUUUACCCUCAGAGAAAGCAGUCUAUGUUUUUCAGCUUCAUCUAACAUUUUUUUUGGGGGGGGUAGGGAAUCUAUUUAAAGGAAAUCAAAUCAUCCAGAGCACUUCAGUGCUGUGCAGGAAGAAUCCUGGCAAGCCACACUCCUUCAAAAGCCUAAUGGAGGCAAUACUGAUUUAGAGUUGUAUCCAACAAAGUUGUCCAGUUCUCACCUCUAUCUCCCCACAUCCAAGCCAAAUCUGCAUUGGAGGGUUGGGGGAACCUCCAGAACAGAUUUGGGGUACACACAGGGAGAAGGACUUCCAUUGCACAAGGAGAAGUUCUUGCAUGAACAGGAUGACUUCAUUGGAUACAACCCCAAACAUUCUCAUAAUAGGCAUUUCAAGGAAGCAUGAGAUGUUGAGAAGCUGGUAUGAAUGAAUGAAGCUUUAAAUUAAGACCACACACCAUUUGUCCACUUCAUAAUGGCCACUGUACUUCCUUCCCCCACCCCAAAAUAACAAGUGAUCUAUUUUCUAAGGUCAUUUCUUUGGAAAUAACUGGGCAAAAAUAACUGCCACAGCAUUAGUUAGAGUAGGUGCUUGGUGACCUCUUUACAUAAAAAGUAUCUCUGAGAGUUGGGUGUGAAUCAUUUCCAGUGAGUCUGAAGGGCACUGACCUUGGUCAAGGCAGGCCAGAGGCUUUAUGGGUGAACUUAGAAUUGAAGUCAUGACUCUGACAUGAGGCUUUCAUUCAUUUCAGUGCAGCUGGUUCUGAAGAAUACUCCAUAAGAGGCAAAUGUGUCUAAACCCAGACUAAAAUUCUCUGCAUAGAGUUGCAUGGUUUUUAAAAAUAUAAGUGUACUUCACAUAUAAUUUCUGAGUUCUUUCUUUUGGAUUUCUAUAUAAUGGGAUUUGAAUUUCUUUCUCCAGAUUAAUGGCAUAGAGAUACAGAAUCGCGAAGAAGCUGUGGCACUCCUUACCAGUGAAGAAAGCAAGAACGUUUCCUUGCUCAUAGCAAGGCCAGAAAUUCUCCAGGUGCUGCAACUGAUUAUUAUUAGUUAUUGUUUAUACAGCACCAUCAAUGGGCAUUGUGCUUUAUAGAGCACGAUGCUUCCAACAGUUGAGGGUGGUAGAGCUGGGUGAGUGAAGGUACCGGUAGAGAUUUAUCAACAUAUGAGAGCAGAGAAGCUAGGAAGGGUGAGGCUACUGAGGGCAAGGACAUGGUGCUAGAGUUGCAAGCAAACAGCACCUUCAGAUAGUGUGUCCCCGGCCCUGUCUGACAUGUUACUACACAGGAUUCAGAAUAAACUAUCUGGCAUAGUGCUGAUUAUUGUGCAAAACUGCACCCAUGCGCCCUCACUAUGUCCCAAUCUCACUCAUCCAGCAUUAGCUAGCUAUGUGCUGCAAUAGUCCAGCUGUAGACUUGACCAGUGUUGAACAGAGUGAUUGUCCGGGGUGGAUGGGGGAUUGGCAUUGACCUCCCAGCAGUGAAGUUGCUGCUGCUUACUGGGAGGAAGAGUGGGAGGGGCAAGGCAGUGAGGAGGUUGGCACUGUGCAACUCGCCAGCGGGGCCAGUGCAGUGCUGCUGCCAAUGCAUUUGCACAGCGCUAACCUCCCCACCGCUUUCCCCUCCCAAGUUCCCUCCCGGUAAGCGGCAGUGACUCUGCGCCCGGGAGGUCAGGUAAGCAUCACCACCCCACUGGCGAAAGCACCCAUGCCUUGUACAUCAUGCUGUUUUUAGCAAGCCAAAAUUAUUGCCUGUUUUAUGGUAGUGCUGCAUUACUAUUGCAUGCAUGCAGUUCCCAACGCAUCUGGAUUCUUUAACUCACCAACAGAUCUGUUUCUAGGAAUUAACAAGGGUGGAGGAAAUUAUUUUCCCAUCACAUAAUGCAUUGUGCUUUCUGUCAGGAACUGGAAUAUCCUUCUGCACUUCAGAUUCACGUCAGGCAAGGAAGGAAGCACAACUCGUAUGCUGAGGUUCUUACAAGUUGUGCAUGAAAUAAGUCAGAUUCCCAGAAAAGCAGUUCUUAAGUUCCCUUUAUUUAUUGAGUCACAUCCGCAUAGCAAUAUUCAGUGCAUUUGUUUUGUAUUUCUUCUCCUUGUAGCUGGAUGAAGGAUGGAUGGAUGAUGACAGAAAUGAUUUUCUGGAUGAUUUACACAUGGACAUGCUGGAGGAACAGCACCAUCAGGCAAUGCAGUUUACUGCCAGCAUGCUUCAGCAGGUAAAUGUCAUUGUACUUUGUUAGGUGAAAUACCUUAUUGUCAAACCAAAGUCAUGCUGUUCCCUGGCUCUUAUUUAAGCAUUGCAUUAAACAUUUCUUACAUAUGCUGUGAGCCCUUCCUAGGAUGGAAAAGAACAGCUGUCUCUGAAUAAGAAUAACUGACAAGAGAACAUCCUACAAUUGUUGAAUUUCUUCACUGCACCCUCAUUACUUAAAGGACUGCCCACACCUGCACUCAGUUUCUUUUUGAGCACUGUCCAUUUUAUGUAUGUGGUUAAGAUUCUGCUUUUCCACCUGUCCCAAACAUCUUACAAUGUAUCAUUAAUCCCUUUGGUCUUCCAACCCAACCGCUUAUCCUGAGUGACGGGGAAACUGUAUAAGGGCAUCCACUAAACACCAUAGGACAGUGCUGUCCACUGAGUCAGACCACUGGUCAAUUUAGUUCAUGACUGUCUGCACUCACCAGUAGCAGCAUUCCAGCCAAGGGACAUUCCCAGCCCUCAAUGGAAAUGCUAGGGGUUGAAACUCAGCCCUUCUGCAUGCCAAGCAGGUGAUCUGACACUGAGCUACAGCUUUCCACAUUUCUUCACAGGGAUUUGAAUUAAGGUCUUCUGAUCCAACAUUCCUCAAAUGCAGAAAAAAUAGCAAACUCCAAAUGUUAUAAAUUUGUUUUAUUUUAUGCGUUGAAUAGUGUUUCGGGUUCUUUUGGAAAUCUGGUCCGAAUAAUAGAUUCUUAAAAAUUGGGGAGGAGGGGAGAAUACACCCGAGAUCGAUCCAAAAAGUAUAUCACCAUCUGAACUAUGCAUUUCCUAGGUAAAAAAUGAAAUUUCCACUCCUAAGUAAAACUAAAAGAAGCACCUUUCCUGCAAAAACUCAUUAUUAGUGUUCCUCGUGAGAUGUUCCAAGUGGACCAUACCUAUUUCAUCUAUAAGGAUUAGGAGAGUGUGUGUGUGUGUGUGUGUGUGUGUGUGUGUGUGCAAUUUAUAGAAGAAAAUCUGUAGAAGAAAAUUCUGCAAAUAGGGAGAAGAAAAUUAGUCUGCCUAUUAUAUUUAUUUGCAUUUUUUUCUUAACGAAUGUACUUUUUCUUGAUGACUUUAGAAGAAGAAAAAUGAAGAGGAUGGAGGCACCACAGAUACUGCCACCAUUUUAUCAAACCAACAUGAGAAAGACAGUGGCGUAGGGCGCACCGAUGAAAGCACUCGGAACGACGAAAGCUCGGAGCAGGAGAACAAUGCCGACGACCACACGACUUCCUCAAACACCCUGGGGAGCCAGAAGAAGCUGACCUACAGCCACGACACGCUGGGCAGCGGGGACAUGCAGUUCAGCAACGAGUCGUUCAUUUCCGCCGACUGCGCCGACGCCGACUUCCUUGGCAUCCCGGUGGACGAGUGUGAGAGGUUCCGUGAGCUGCUGGAACUGAAGUGCCAGGUGAAGUCCACCAACCCGUACGGCCUGUACUACCACAACAGCACUCUGGAUAUGAGCAAGAGUGACCACGAAAGCGUGGACCGGGAGCUGGAGAUGCUGAACGAGGAGCUGCGCAACAUCGAGCUGGAGUGCCUCAACAUCGUGAGGGCCCACAAGAUGCAGCAGUUGAAGGAGCAGUACCGAGAGCCGUGGAUGCUGCACAACAGCGGCUUCCGCAACUACAACACAAGCAUUGAUGUCCGCCGGCAUGAGCUCUCGGAUAUCACCGAACUGCCAGAGAAAUCGGACAAGGACAGCUCCAGCGCUUACAAUACAGGGGAAAGUUGCCGGAGCACGCCUCUCACCCUGGAGAUCUCCCCCAACAACUCUCUGUGCAGGACAGCAGAAGAUCUCAAUUUGCAAGUCAGCGAAGGAGCAGAAGGGUCUCAGAAAAAUUUGAUGUCUAGCCCAGAAAGUCAUGAAUAUGGCACAGCUAAAGCUCACCCCAAAGAUGCUGAGCAGCUGGAAAUCAAAGAGAGGAAAGAGAGCGACGGAAGCAAAAGCCCAGCUCAGCCCCCCAAACCAGGCAGCUCCUACUUAUCUCCCUAUCACCACUCUCCGUAUAAACAUGCGCACAUCCCUGCCCAUGCCCAGCACUACCAGAGCUACAUGCAGUUGAUACAGCAGAAGUCAGCCGUGGAGUACGCGCAGAGCCAAAUGAGCUUAGUGAGCAUGUGCAAAGACUUGAACUCUUCCAACCAGAGCGAGCCCAGGAUGGAAUGGAAAGUCAAAGUCAGGAGCGACGGGACCCGUUACAUCACCAAGAGACCUGUGCGGGACAGGUUGCUGAGAGAGCGUGCCAUAAAGAUCAAGGAAGAGCGCAGUGGCAUGACGACGGACGAUGAUGCCAUCAGCGAAAUGAAGAUGGGCCGUUACUGGAGCAAGGAGGAGCGGAAGCAGCACGUCGUGAAAGCCAAGGAGCAGAGGAAAAGGCGCGAGUUUAUGAUGCAGAGCAGGUUAGAGUGCUUAAAGGAACAGCAGGGGGCCGAAGAGAAGAAGGAAAUGAAUAUCAUAGAACUGAGCCACAAAAAAAUGAUGAAGAAAAGGAAUAAAAAGAUAUUUGACAAUUGGAUGACAAUCCAAGAACUGCUGACCCAUGGCACAAAGUCACCCGACGGCACAAAAGUUUACAACAACUUCCUGUCGGUGACUACUGUAUAAUCUUCCGGUGCCAAAGUUGUGUACAUAAAACCCUACCGAUGGGGUAGAGAUUCCUGCCUCGUUAAAUGUGGCAACGCUCCCUCUCUUUUAUUGUAAAUAAAAGACACGUUCAUUGGCUUUAUACUUCAAAUACUGAACUCUGGGUGCAAAGGAGGAGAGAAAGAGUCAUCCACCCAAAAUCUCUUUUAAGGCAAUACGGAACAGACAGACCUUAUUUGGAAUACCAAUAGUACCUUUUUUUGUAACGUGUUACACUUUUACAUAAGAUGUUUUAAAUAACAGGAAAAGCAUAUUAAUCAUUACUUACACAGGUAAUAUCUUUUUAAACUAUAUUCAUAUUUUAAAAAGGUUACACAUGCAGAAACUCAAAAGACAACUUCAAAUAUGUAUUUUUAACAAAGCAGUAUUUUGCAAUAUAUCUUUGCUAUUGUGCCCUUUUUCUGCACAAGUUUCUGUUUUAUCAAUAUUUUAGCUGAACUACCAAACUCUUGAUAGAAUCAUUUUGCAGUAAUGUACACGAUUUCUCAAACCAGUUGUGUCUUUGGGGUUGUGCACUCAUACUGCUUUGCUCUAUGGCACAGCAUGCAUGCCCAAUUUGUGACCUACCAAGCCCAGUGCAGACCACUAGCCAGAUAGUGGGAUCUGUCCUGUGCUCAGUAAUGCACUCUGGGUGGGCUGUUUGGCAAGUCGCAAGUUGUAACGGUCUCUGUGUUGUGACUGCUGUGAAUGUCUGGGUAGCUGUAGCCCUCUUGCAGGGGGGCGAAGAGUGGUGGGAAACAGCAGAGGCAGCCCACUACCACAGCAGUUUGGGGACCGAAGACAACUAGGCACUACACUAAGCGCAUUAUGCACACAACCCCUUAAGAGUCCUGGCUAAGAGCUACACACUUUUCUUUUCUUUCUUUGCGGUUUCUGAAGGAAGUAUGUAGGUAUCACUUGAAAGAGCAGAAGCAAACUGCUGCAUGGUGCAGCCCUGAAACACUUUGAAGCAAGUUUGCCAAGGCUGUGGGCCUGUUGGAAGAAUGUGCAUGUGUGUCCAAUGUUUUUACAAGGCCGUUUUGUGUAAUUUGAAAUGCCCAUUGUAGUAGCUGUCUGCUUUGUAGAUUUGAAUGUAUUGAAAUUGAAAGCAGUUUUCAUGAAAUCAUGACUAGUUAUAAACAUUAACAAGUAAAUGAAGUUAAAAAAAUAAAUUAUUGUUUUAUAUUUC